CGCUGCCCGGAGGAGGAUGGCCCGCCCGUCCGGGGGCGGAAGGUCAGCCCGGCCGGCCGGCUGCCUGCGCGGUGGGCAGACCUGGCGACGGCUCCUCCUGCGCGGCUCCAGGUAGGGGAUCGGGGCCGGCGCCUUCCCCGGCGGGGCCUGGGGGGUGGGGAGCUGGUCCCUCUUGCUUUCACCAAGGCGUGGGGGGUGGGGUGGGGGGUCAAGCCCUGCCCCUCCCCCACCGCGCAUUCCCGGGCUGGGCGCCCCCGAGCCCCUCCAAGCCUUGAAGGCGCGUGAAUGGGAGCCCUGCAGGAGGAGAGAGGGCCCGAUCCCCGGACGCAAAACUUUACGUUCGAGCCUUGGCCACGUGCCUGCCUGGGGACCUGAGCUGAUGGCGAGCCAAGUGCCCUCUGCACGCGCUCAGAGGCAGCGUCUCCAGGGGAAGCCCUCUACCCGCUCUUGAAAGGGGAGGAGAGCCGAUCCAUGGAGCCCCCGGUUGGGAAGGACUAGGAGGACCCCUGCUCUGAUCCAGCCCCCCCCCCCGCUCUUCUUAGAGUCUUCCUGUUCACACGCGCUGCUCUUCUGACCAAGCUAACCCUGCUGGCUCAUUUAACCCACACCACGGCCCUGCCAGGUAGGCCAGGGUCACUCAGGGAGUUUCAGGGUUGAGUGAGGAUUUGAAUCCGGGUCUCUCCCAGGUCCAUCCCUCUAACUGUGACACAGUACACAGCUAGCAGAUGGUUUUGAAGACUAGCAGAUGGUUUGCCUAGAGAAAUGGUGCCUGGUAUCUGGGUGUCCAGAUUGUGCCUCUGUCUUUCAAGGAUCCCACCCCCCUGGGCCACACAUGUGCCUGGGAGGGGAUGAAGCCUUUGCAAGCCAAGCAUGGCUUCUUCAUGCAGUGCAUAGUGGAACUACGGAACUCCCUCCCACAGGAGGCAGUGACGGCCACCAACUCCGAUGGCUUUAAAAGAGGCUCAGACAAAUUCAUGGAGGAGGAGACGUGCCGGUGGCUCCUAGUGGCCAGGAUGGCUCCGCUCUGCCUCCACACUGGAAGGCAGCCAUGUUUCUGAAUCCCAGUUGCUGGCAAGCACCGGAGGGGAGGCAGCUCCUGUGACAUUUCACACCCCACCUUGCAAUCUUCGCCUCUCUUGUUCAGCCCUGUCUACACUGAGUGGCAGUGGCUGUCCAGGGUUUCAGGCAGGAACCUGGGACCUUCUGCACACAAAGCAGAUGUUCUGCCACUGAGCCACAGACCUCCCUUAUUCAUUCAGGAAUAAACUCAAAUGGGAAUUUACUUCCAAAUAAGUUUGCAUAGUAUUGUGGUGGUGUUUUUUCUGUAUGUUUUUUUUAAAAAAAUACAUAUAUUUUAAAACAACAACAAUCCUGUGUGCUUUUGAUCCAAAAGCUUUGAUAUUUCCGUUUUGCUUUCUGUUAAAAUCAUAAAAAAUUAUUUCAGAAUAUGUGGGGGGUUUUCUCCAUUUUUUAUUUUUGCCAUGAAAUAUAGAAUUAUAGAUUUGUGGAGUUGGAAGGUACCCUGAGGGUCAUUUAGUUCAGCCCCCUGCAAUGCAGAAAUAUCGACUAAAGCAUCCAUGACAGAUGGCCACCCAACCUCUGCUUAAAAACCUCCAAGGAAGGAGAGCCCCCCACCUCCUGAGGGAGUCCAUUCUAUGCCAGUUUAUAAUGAAACCCAAGAGGACAUGGUCACUUCCUCUCAAGUUUCUGAGUACUUCCACUUCAUCCAUCAGUCCCUCCUUGUUGGUGAGGACCAGGUCCAAGAUAGAUGAUCCCCUUGUUGCUUCUCCGACCUUCUGGGAAGUGAAAUUGUCAGUGAGGCAAUGGAGGAAUUUGUUGGAAUCUUGGCAGAGUAUGUGUUCCAACAGAUAUCGGGAUAGUUGCAAGUCUCCCAUGCUUACUACAUCACUCCUUUUUGAAAAAAAGCUAACGCUACUCUAGGCUGCAUUUGUACAGUAGACAAAUGAAGAGAAGUCAUCAUCCCACUCUAUUCUCCCUUGGCAGUACCGUGUUUAGUUCUGGGUACCACAAUUUAAGAAGGAUGUUGACAAGCUGGAAUGUGUGCAGAUGAGGGCAACUAAGAUGAUCAAGGGUCUGGAAACCAAGUCUUAUGAGGAAUGGUUGAAGGAGGUGGGUUUGUUUAGCCUGCGAAAGAGGAGGCUGAGAGGAGACAUGAUAGCUAUCUUCAAAUAUCUUAAGGGCUGUCAUAUGGAGAAUUGUUUUCUCCUGCUCUGGAGAAAUAGGACUCAAACCAGUGGCUUAAAAUUACAAGAAAGGAGAUUCCGAUUAAACAUUCAGAAAAACUUUCUGAUAGUAAGAGCUGUUCUGUUAUCCAUUAUUAUCUCUUGAAAGGCAUUCUGCCUGCGUCGUGGUGUUCCCUGACAGCAAUUCAUUACGUUGAUUAUUUCUUGUUUAUGGAUUCAUACAUACAUUAUAUACAUACAUGUUUAUGAUUUGUAAAUUUUGGAUUAUAUUCUAACUUCUACUAAUAAUACAUUUACCAUACUUAUUAGCCAUGUGUUGCGGCUGUAUUUGAGCAGUAAGUGAUAUUCGGCAGUGGAACAGACUCCCACAAGAGGUUGUGGACUCUUCUUCCUUGGAGGUUUUUAAACAGAGGUUAGAUGGCCAUCUGUCAUGGAUGCUUUAGCUGAGAUUCCUGCAUUGCAGGGGGUUGGACUAGAUGACCCUUGGGUCCCUUCCAACUCUAUGAUUCUAUGAAUGUUUGGUAAUCUCUGCUCUCUCUGCUCCAUUGAAAAAUUCCUCAUCUAAGCCAGUAGGUCAAAGUGUGGAUAGACAGGCCCCCAGUUUCUGGAAGCUGCACCUUCUCUUCCAGCAAGGCAGCCAGCUUGUGUUUGCUGCAGGUGUCGUUUUGCACAUUCUCCGGCAGGAAGAGAAACGGCACGGGCGGUUUCCUCGCCGUCCUUGUCUCUUGGUCCUACGCGCUUCAUGAGGUUGUUUCAUUUCAGUUCAGGCAGUAUGAAGGAAGCGAGGCUUGCUGGGGGAGCCGGCAGGAGUCAGGGUCAGGUGUGGGGCUUCUGCUACAGGGUAGGCUUUGUGGGGAAAGCAGCUCCUUUCCUGUGGGGACAUACCAGGAAGUGGGUGGUGCCGCCCUUGGUGUGUUCCUACAUGCCCCCAUAGAAGCAAGGAGUGGUCUAGAGUUCUCUGAGUUGCCACAGAUGAUUCUAUUUGCAGGUGGAGUCAACAUUCCUUAGGACUGGAGCUGAAUGCUGAUCUCCUCUGAGGGACUUUGGCAAAUCUUCUCUCCCCCCCCCCCCCACUUUGGACGCAUUCCUGGUUCCUUGGAAUGACGCUUGCAGGAGUCACAUUUAUUCAGCAACAGCAGAACAACUAGCAAGAAGCCGGCUUUGGUGGUCCUGUGUGGCACUUGGGAAUGAGAUUUUGGCCGCAGGGAAACUGAGGCAAGGAAACCCCUCUGUGGAGCUCCUUGAGACAUCUCUGUUUGGUGUGUGGGGCCAGCCUCCUGACAUUUAGGUAAGCACAAGUGGGGCAGAUUUGGGAAGGGGAGAGGGACUCUGUUGAAUCCUGGAUGGGAUGGGGGUGGGCCAGCUAUAACUGUUAUCAAACAGUGGAAUCUCAAGUGGCAAAGUCAUCUUGCAUGCCAGGAGUCUUGGAUGCUAUCCAGCAUCCCCAUGUAAGGAAUCUCGAGAACAGAAGUGUAGAGUCCAGAUCAAGGGAAGUCAUAGUCCCAUUCUUUUCUGCCUUGAUCAGACCACACCUGGAGUACUGUGUCCCAUUCUGGGUGCCACAAUUUAAGAAGGAUGUUGACAAACUGAAACGUGUGCAGAAGAGGGAGACCAAGAUGAUUAAGGCUCUGGAAACCAAGCCUUAUGAGGAACGGUUGAAGGAGGUGGGGAUAUUUAGCCAGGAGAAGAGGAAACAGAGAGGAGAUAUGAUGGCUAUCUUCAAAGAUCUUAAGGGCUGUCACAUGGAGGAUGGCGCAAGCAUGUUUUCUCCUGCUCUGGAGGAUAGGACUCAAACCAAUGGCUUCAAAUUACAAGAAAGGAGAUUCCAACUAAACAUUCGGAAAAACUUUCUGACAGUAAGAGCUGUUUGGCAGUGGAACAGACUCCCAUGGGAGGUGGUGGACUCUCCCACCUUGAAGGUCUUUAAGCAGAGGUUGGAUGGCCCUGUGUCCUGGAUGCUUUAGCUGAGAUUCCUGCAUUGCAGGGGGUUGGACGAGAUGACACUUGGGUCCCUUCCAACCCUAUGAUUCUAUGAAUGUUUGCUGUAGGAAGGCAUCAUCCAGGCAUCAAUGCAGUCUGUCUUGGAGGUCUAUAGCAGACACCCACAGUAAGGUCAGCGUUGUUCCUCUCCUACAAUUUUUACCCAUAUACUCUUGAGUCUGCCUUCCAUGCUCCAGGUCAUAGAAGUAUUCACAAGUGUACACCAGUGUGUUCUGAGGUCUGCAACCACUGUCCUUGCUCAUCUGGCCCAGAAGCGGUGUCUGAGGUGAGCUCCAGUGACACAGCAUGGCUCCUGGCAGUCCUGCUUCUGUGCGCCACGUUCCUCCAGGGGUUCAUGUCCUGCACGGCGCAAUCUUCCUUCUCCCUAGCGACACCCCCUCCUGCGCUGCUGUUCCAGGACAGCCCUCUCUGCUCUAUUCCUCAUCUAACCCAGUAGGUCAAAGUGUGGCUAGACAGGCCUCAAGUUUCUGGAAGCUGCACCUUCUCUUCCAGCAAGGCAGCCAGCUUGGGUUUACUGCAGGUGUAGUUUUGCACAUUUUCCGGCAGGAAGAGAAACGGCACAGGCGAUCACUGUGGUUGUUUCCUUGCCAUCCUUGUCUCCUGGUCCUACGUGCUCCAUGAGGUUGUUUAAUGUUUUAGUUGAGACUCAUUCUUUGCAGGGGGUUGGACUAGAUGACCCUCGGUGUCCAUUCCAACUCCACAAUUCUAUGAUUCUAGGAGAGCUGGGCUUGAGCUUUGCUGCCAGCUCUGCUUGGCCUCCUGUUCCCCAUCACUACAGCUGGUGUAGCAAAGAUCACAAGCUGUGAAUUGGGAGACCUCCAGUUGAAAUCUCACCUCUGCCAAAACUCCUAGGAACCUGCCUUGCACUGAGUGAGACACUGGUCCCUCCAGCUCAGUACUUCCUGCACUGGCUGGCAGCAGCUCUCCAGGGUGUCCAGCAGGGUUCUCUCUAGAGAUGCUGGGGCUUCUUCCUGCAGGCAAACAGAGGCUCUAACAAGGAGCAAAGUCCUUCCCCAACUCAUGAGGUGACCCUGCAGAAGCUUUGCACCUGCCUCAGCCCCCCACCCCCAAUAGCUUAUUUAAAUCAUAAGAAAUUUGUGGAAAUGCUUCAAACACACACAAACGGAUAAGUGGUUGUUAAUAAUUAAUGUUUGUUUAUAUCCAUGAAAGAAUAACCUGCCUGUGCAAUAUUUGGGGGAUAGGACACCCCUGCCCCAUACUCGUCAAGCUUUUCCACAGUGUUUUGAGUGUCUGAACUUGUAAAAUGGUGGAUUCUACCUUUUGCCAUUGAUGGUUGUGAAUGAGUUAUACAGAAUGAACUUAUUCAAAAAAACAGAGCACAUCAGCCUAGGGGCUGGGGGGGGGACAUUCCGUUCUCUCUUGAUGAGGGGAGGGGGAUUCGAAUCAGUUCACAUUUAGCGGUGAACCUACCUAAUUCACAAUUUCUGAAAUGAUCACAAUGAUCACAGUGCAGUUCUCCAGCAAAGCAGCGUGUACCAAAAUGUCUAUAUCGGUAAAAUAUGCAUUUAUGUAUGUUGGUGAAAAUAACAUGCAAAAACUGUAUUAUUUAAGGGGAAAUUGCUUCAGAAAUGUGUAUAUUAGAUAGAAGUGCAUACAAAAAUGAUUUUAUUAGGAUAAAUUUGCAGUAAAAUGCUGUUGAAUUUUCAUGAGGACUUAAAAAAUAAUAAUAUGCAACUGAAUUUCAGAUGGGCAAAAUGAGGAACAGAGGAAGUGGACAGAUCUGCUCAUCCAUACUUUUGACACCCCUUCCCAUAUGUCAAAUCAUGACCUUAAGUGCUUAAAACUAGAUUUAAUGUCACACCCAUCACCACAGCCCCACAGGCAGGUUACAGCUAUAACCAUUUUACAGAUGGGGAAGUGUGCACUGUGAAUUCCAAAAUGUCAGGACCUGAACCCAGGUCCCCUCAGUUCCAAGUUUGGCGUAUACAAGCAGGCAGGCAGCACUUUCAGUGAGGAGUUUGAAAGAGCACUCACAGAAGGGUCACAGAGCACCUGGAAUUUGCGCACACAUUUUAUUGCAUUCCUCAGGGUUUGAAGAAGGAUUAAGGGUGGCUGGCGCCAUAAUAAGUAAACUCUAGUUCAUUGGGCUGGGCAUUCACUAUUGCAGUACGUUCAAUACGAGGUUGGUUGGUAUUCCUCUCAAUGUUUCCCAUGUUAGGUUGCCUCUUUUCCAUCUAACUCCACUUCUGACACUUGAUUUAGGCAGCUGCACAAAAGUUACGUUUUUCCUCUGCAGAAAUGACCUCUGUGUAGGAAACGUUGUGGAGCAUCUGUGGCCUGCUUAGUGCCCUCCAGACAUUUCAAGCUACACCCAGAGUUGCAGCCCAAAACAUCUGGAGGGGCCCAAGCUGGCGAAGAUGAGUGAGGGCUGCAGCUUGGGGGCUGAGCACCAGCUUGGGAUGGCAAAUGAAAGAGGUGGCAGGAUAGACGCUGAUAAAAUGAUGCCUGGCAGGAAGGAAGUGGAUAGUUUUCUCCUUCUCUCAUAACGCUAGAAAUCGGUUCAAAAACCUCCAAGAAGGAGAGUCUGCCACAUUCCACUGUGUCCAUGCCACUGUGGAACAGCUCUUACUCUCAGAAAGUUCUCCCUAAGGUUUAGUCAGAAUCUCCUUUCUUGUAACUUGAAUCCACUGGUUCAGGUCCCACCUUCCAGAGCAGGAGAAAACAAGCUUGCUCCUUCCUCCAUGAGACAACGCUUCAGGUAUGUGAAGGUGGCUAUCCAUCCUGUCACCUCUCAGUCUUCUCUUCUUUGGCUUAGCCAUCCAGGCCAGGCCCAGUGGAAGCAGCCUUCCAGGCUGGCUGGCCAGGGACUCCUGCAGGGGUGCGUUAGGACCCCCCAUCCUCUGAUGAAUAGAUUUCUGCUGCUUCUCCCAUCCUGUGCUGCCAGACUUCAGCCCCGAUGAAGUCACUGCCUAUGGUGACUCCCUGGCGGAGCUCAGAACCUCCCUGUUUGCUCUGGGCCGUUGCCUCCCUCCCUCCCUCCCUCCACGCUGCUGUCCUGGAGCUGGAGAACAGGGACUGGCUCUGUGCAGCUGGACAUGAGGCCUGAAUCCCCAAACCUGUGAAAUUCUACAAACGGCUUAAGCAAACAGGAUGGUCAGGAGGAGGGGAGAGGGGGACGGGGAGGCCAAACUGAAUCAGUCCCUUGUGCUGCCGUCACCUCAGCAGGCCGGCCCUCCUGCCUAUGGGGCUGAGCAGGCAAACUCCGCCUGGGGCAGCGCUCCAAUCACUGCCUCCCUCUGGAGCAGGCCACUUCUCUGGGACUGUGACCACUCCACUGGGAUGCUGCCUGCCCCACCUCAGCCCUCCCCGUCCCUCGCACUGGAGGGUGUGGCCUCAGAUACACACCCGCCUUCCCACACCUGGUGUCCUCAAGCUGCUUUGGGAGACGGCUCCUAGCAGUAGCACCCCAGCACCCAGAUGAUGCUGGGGCUGAGGGCAACAUAGUGAGUUGGGUGGGACCCCAAGGGUCAUUCAGUCCAACCCCUUGUCAUGCAGGGAUCACAGUUGAUUGCUGCUCAAAACUUCUGCCAGGUUGGGGGUGGCCGAUAUAGACAGGCUGCCUGCCUUUAAGUGCCCAGGGUGCUUGGUUUUGAGUUUUGUAGUCUGUUUCCGCUUUUAUAAAAAGAAAGAAAGAAAGAAAGAAAAGAUAAGGGCAGAAGAUCAUGUCUGAAUUGACACUGGGGUAGGAUUCCAUUUUCAGGGCAUCUGAAAGCCCCUACUUCUUAUUGGUUUAUUCAGCUGUGAUUCCUGCAUUGCUGGGGGUUGGAUUAGAUGACCCUUGAGGUCCCCCUUCCAACUACAGUUCUGUGAUUCUGCUUUAAUGAUUGUAUUUGUAUGCUGCCUAUUUUCUCCAAGGAGCACAAGGUGGUGUACAUGGUUCUCCCUGAUCCUGUGGGGCAGGUGAGGCGAAGGGGGUGUGUGGCUGGCCUGAGCUUCAGGCUCAAGGGGCUUUCGACCCCUGGUCUCUCCCAGGCCCUAGUCUGACAUGCUGAAUGUCACUUUUGGGAAGCGCUGGUCCAGCAGCCCCACCCUCCAUCUUUCCAUGCCCUCCAUUCUCAAACAGAAACUCUCUAGGGAAGAUGAUCCCCAGGCAGAGACUGAAGGGCUGGGAGUUGCAGGCUGUUUUCAGGGCUCUGGUGAAGGAUCCAUCAUAAACCUUACUAUUUCUUUUGAUUUGAUUAAAUAUUUGGAUUCCGCUUUUCCAACAAAAAUGUUGAGUUCAAAGCUUUUUAAUGUUUUUAAUUUUUUAUGUUUUAUCGUGUUUUUAAUAUUCUGUUGGGAGCUGCCCAGAGUGGCUGGGGCAACCCAGUCAGAUGGGCGGCAUACAAAUAAUAAAAAUAUUUAUUAUUAUUAUUAUUAUUAUUAUUAUUAUUAUUAUUAAAGUGGCUCCCAAUAGUCACAACAGCAGCAAAAAGCAGCAAACAUUGCAAGCAGGGUAGCAUAAAAACAAAGCAGACAACAACAGCACAUUCAUUGGAACAGUUAAUGCAAUUCAAUAAAGUCAUGGUAAUUCAAAAUAUCGGAAAGAGCUGCUGAGCACCAGCCCUGAGGCAGGGGACACCCUCUCUCUUCCGAUAUGUGGCUUUGCCUCCUACAAAAGCUGUCCCCUCCCACCAUGGGGACGCCGACUUCUUCCAGCCGAGGGGCAGCCAGUCCAGAACGUUGUUAGCUGUACCACGCUAUUAGGCUCUGCCACGGCCCAGCCCCAGAGCCACGCGGGAGGCGAGCCAGGCUGGAAAUGAGCAGCAGCGCUCCUCCUGGCCUGUGUCCUGAGACCGCGGGGCUCCCUCUGAUGUGGUCUCCCGCCCCUUGUGGUUCUGUGGGCUGAAUGGAGGGAGCCGCCUCCCAUCUGACCAUUGGCAACCCUGUCUGUUUUCUGGAUUGCUUUCUAUAGUAACACGGGGUGGAGGCCCAGCUGCAGGCUGCCGUUAACCAACCCCCCAUGUGUGCUUCUAGGCUAUCACCAGCAGGAAAAAUAGCACAGAAAUCUCUGUCCCUCAAUAAAGCCUGUGUGGUGUAGUGGUUUGAGUGGCAGACUAAGGGCUGGGAGGCCAGGGUUCGAAUCCCACUCAGCCACGAAGCUCACGGAGCGUCCUUGGGCUGGCCAUUGCCUCUCAGCCUAGCAGACCUCACAGGGCUGUUGUGAGGAUAAACCGGGGAGGAGGGGGGCAUCCACCAGAGUCACAUCUAGCCAUGUAGGGUGGCACUUUUCCUAAAUUCCCUGUCCGGAAGGGGAAGGGGAGGGGGCAUUUAUUGGAAUUAAUAUACCUUCUUAAAAAUCAAUGAAACACAUUUUUUUUAGACAAAGCAGAGAGAAGGAGAACUAUGCACUCCACCUUGAUAGUUUAUAAAAUGAUGCCCUGGAGAGAUUUGAGAGAGAGAAGUCCCCCCCCCCCCUUCUAACUCAAGAACUUGUGGGCAUCCCAUGAAGUCGAAUGUUGAAAGAUUCAGGGCAGAUAAAAUAAAGUGUCUAGUUUAACCAUGGAACUCACAGCAGCGAUGGGCCACCAGACUGGACAGAUUCAUGGAGUCGGGGGCUCUCAGUGGCGUCUGGCCACAAUGGCUGUGGUCUGCCUCCAGCAAUGCUUCUGGGGGGAGUCUGCUCUUGUGCUCGAAUCCUGCUUUCCAUUGGGGCAUCUGGCUGGCCCUAUGAGAACAGAGUGCCAAACUGGCCUGAUCCAGAAGGCUCUCCUUACUUUCUUACAGUUUCUGUCCCCAAACCAAAAUAUGGUCAUCAUGCAGCCCUGUGUCUAAGUGGUGAGGUGCCUGAGCGGUGGCGGCUGUGCCUUGACUUUGGUGUCCUUGGAAGGAAGGUGACUGGAGGCUGAUGUUGUUUCUGUGAUAUUAGGCAUUAUUUGCCUAUCUAUCCAGGCUGUGCUUGAGAUGGAAGGUUCAAUAGCAUCAACACUCCUAAUUGAUCCUGCUCUACCCUCAACACCACGACUUGUUGCAGAGAGCAAGUUUCAGAGGGCAAGUCAGGCCACUGCCAGGUUUGGGCCUGUUUUUUCAAGAUUGCCAGCCCAUUCUUCUCCAGACAUGCCUGCUUCUGGAAGGAUCUCCAGCCAUUUAGUAUCUGUGGCAACACCUUAGCUGCCCGUGGCCAUCUCUUGAGUUAUCCAGAAGCCCACUCUCCAAAAUACUGUGUGUCUGUGCAAGGCUAAAGUGGUCCUCUUUAUGACCUCUUCAGUGGACUUUUUUUGCAACAAAAGUCACAAAAUUGGGGUAGGUAGAAGGCCCCCAAAUCCAUUUAAUGUAAACUCAAUAUCAUUACUGUAUUUAGUUUUUUUGGACAACAGUAAAAUGUGAAAAAACAGAGCAGGCUCUUGCCAAGUGGAAUGCAUAGUUGCAAAGGAGGAAUUAUUAGAUCGAAACUGGGAGGAAGGCAGCUUAGUCUGGGAACCCAGGUGAGGAACUACGCAGUCACAGGGACAAAGUGUGUUCUCGGAGAAACAGGACGAAGCCUCUUCUCAAAUUCUGAGCAAGAAUAUAUAGCAGAUUCCCAGAAACACUCCAACUGAAAGCAGAACAACCCGGUAUUAAACUUAUGUGACUCUUUGUCACCAGAUCAGAACUGACACUGGAACAAUGGUCACCGACCCCUGGCCCCAGAGGUGGCAUGGGGCGGGCUCCGUGCCUCUUUUCACCAGACAAAUAUGGGGAGGGGCCUGUGUGCGGUCAGGACCCCGUGUCAGGCAGGUUGGGAAGCAGUCCUGGGAAAGGCUGGUGGCAAAAAACUCUCCAAGUGAUCGUCCAAUGAGCCUGAAUCGCUCAGCUUCCAUCAAAUUUCCGAUAUUUGGCUUCAACUGCUAAUUUCAAGUUAAGGAUAUGUAAAAACAGCAGCAAGACUGAGAUAAAGAGAGAGAACUGUGUGCUUACAUGCACUGUUGCACUUAUUCCAUUCUCAAGCAGCAGAAUUUUUAAAACAUCUGAUGGGGGGGGGGGAAACAGGCAGCCCAUAAAUAUAGUAGGGAUUUCUGCAUGCUGUGGGAGUGUCUAGGCAUAUAUUGGUUCCUAAAUAUAUAUUUUAAACCCCUAAAACUGCCCAGCAAAGACCCAUGUUCAGUGACUUCUGAGAUCUGUGGAAUAUUAAGGAUGGAGCGCAGGGGAAAGUACAACUUGCCUGCUUUCCUGCUCUCCAGGGCCCUCCCCACCCCUCGAUACAAAAAUAAAAUACUAUUGCAGCACGCCAAUCUCCGAGUGCUGAGAGACUCCAGGAGUUCCUGCACUUUCCCCAGGGCUGGGUUUCCUUGGAAAGAAGGUGAACAUGGUUUUAUUUACACAUAUACAAUCUGAGGACAGGAUGGAGGGGUAUAGCAGAUCCCACCUCUGUAUACCAAAAAUGUAGUGGAUUCCAUAGCUACCAUCAAUUGUCUACGUAUACCAAUUGUGGCGGAUCCAAACUGCAUACACACUCUAAUAAACACUGCAAGUUAUCUUUUUGGAUUUUGUGUGAAGGAAAACUUUGGUACUUGGAGACUGAGACAGAGGUUGAACUAAUUAAGAAAGAUUUUAUAGAACAAAGUUGAUAAAACAAUGUUCUUUCAGGAAACAGUUAACCUAUUAAUAAUUGUAUUAAAUCAAAAGGAGGUGACAGGCUUCUAAUCAAACACAGCUUCUUUUAAACUUCAGUUGCUGUUCAGUUAUUUCACUUCAGGUAAAUUUUACAGGUUUUUAGGUUUUAGAUGGUAAAUGCUUAGCUUAUUUCCAAUUUUGUUACUUCAGUUUCUUAAACUUAAUUGCGUAGGUCAGGGGUUGGCAACCUAAGGCCCAUGGGGGUCGUUUAACUGGCCCAUGGACCCCCACCCAUUCGGGGACCUCCACCACCCGCCUGGCGCUAAACUGGCGCUCCUGCAGCCAAUGGGAAGCUGCGCACGCCUCCUCCAUGCCGGAAGGAGCGCCGGAAAUAGCGUUUGCACAUUCAUGCGCAUGCGCACUGUGGCCCACUGCAGCGUCUGCAGGACCAUGAACCGGCCCAAGCCACAAAAACUUUGCCAACCCCGGCCUAGGCGUUUCAGCUUAAUACUUUGGUUCUUAAACAAGGCACUACAUUUUGUCAGUUUCCCCACCAUAUAUCAAUCACACACCUGGGGUACUUCUAGCAGGAUAACAGACCCAGGGGGUCCCCUCAUCCCUCUUCACUGGCUUGGGAUUCUUCUCUCCCCUCAUGACUGACAGGAGACCCAAGGAGAUGCUAUCCUCACAGCUCUACUUCUCCUGGCUCAGACUCAGCCCUCCAGUUCACUCCUGUCUGAAUACUUUCCCUAGACAUUACACACUGUCUUCCAGUCUAAGCUCAGAGGCUCCUUUUUCUAGCUGUAGAUAUUUUCCUGAGCGCGGUUGUUCCACACAGACCAGGCCCAGCUCUCCUUCUCUCCCUCCGGCUCUCUCUUCAACCAUCUCUCCAUCUGAGCUCUUUCUCAGAAAUGAGUCCUUUUAUACUCCUUCUCAAAGUGCUGGCUCCACCCCCUCUGACUAGCUGUCUUGGUAGCCAAUCAGAGAGAGGCUCCAGCCCUCUGGUGGAGUUCUGAGGAACUGCAGCCCCAGCCCCUGCUCUGGCUCAGCUGUCCUUCACGAGGGGCUCACGGCAUCCACAGCCCAGCAGCUCUUGCUUCCUCAGUGGACAGCUUUGAGGUCAAGUGCAGAGCAAGUCAUGCCUGUGUCUCCUCAGCCCAAAUGCGCAGGCCUCUCCCAUGCAUGCCCCGCUGGGCCUCAGAUUCUCCGUCCUAGGAGGAUGUGGCAUCUAGCCAGGUGAGGGGGGAACAGGUCCACAGCUGUUCACUUCAGACCCGCAAAGGCCUUCUGAAUGGAAACACGACCGGAAGCCUGGAAGUUUCUGGCAGGACAUUAAUCUUGAAAGUCACAAUAGGCGGCUGCUUUGUGUCUGGCGUCCGCAGGGGACUCCGCCCGCCCCCUGGGCACAGGGUACAAAGGGCAUCCCAGAUUUAGGGACAGAGGUGGGGGAAGCCGUGACGCAGUGCAGGAAGGCAGCAUGUUUUGCACCCCACCCACUCCGGUCUUUGUGUCGGAGAGAAAGGGGGGUCCCCCUGGGACUGAGCUCAGAACACAGGGACUUGCAGAGCUGGGAGGAUCCCCCAAAGUGCGGGGAGAGAGGGCUGCUUGCCCAACCUGACAGGCACCUGCGUUUUUGGCUGGGUGGUGAAGAAUGGCCGGGGGUUUCAGUGAGAACGACUUGGUGGAUGGGGCCCCUCUGAAGCCCUGUGUGUUCCACUCUGAGCACCAAAACACCUUGAGCUGGGAAAGGGCUUGUGGAGGAGAGGUCCCCACAGUGACUAGUCGGGGGGGGGGCAGCACAGGUGUGGGGAGGGUAGCUGCUCUUGCACUCCUGCCCUGUUUGGGGGCUUCCCAUCGGGGCACCCGGAGGGCCACAGGAUGCUGGACUCGAAGGGCCGUCUUACGUUAAAUAUACAUAAUAGGUUUUUUAAAUAAUAAUAAUGAUGAUGUUGCAUCAGAACUACUAGGAAGAAAACAAUCAAAGUUGUAUGAUGUAAGAGCUGCACAAAAGCUGUGUUUUCCAAAUAAAUAGAGGGAAGAUCGUGUAGAAAAAUAAAUGCAGCAAAUCACAUUGUGAAAGCCAAAUUUCUCCAUUUCAGUGGAGGAAAGAACAUUUUGUGUUUCUGAACCUCAUCGAAUCAUAGAAUUGUAGAGUUAGAAGGGAUCCCGAGGGUCAUCUAGACCAACCCCCUGCAAUGCAGGAAUUUCAGCUAAAACAACUGGAUGCAUAAGAAAUGAAAUUCCAACAAACAGCAUAGAAAUGCCUUCCUUACCCCCAGAGACACGUAAUUUGUGUGUUCAUUUAUCUGCCAUAGCCAGUGUCCACAUAUUCUGGUACCACAAUGAGAGGUUUAAUCCCUUUAGUGUCUUCCAUUUCUGGCCCAUGGAAGGUCUUAGGGAUGGAGAGCUUUGUUUCGUCUCCAGGCAGUCUUUUGCAGACAGCUGUGGCCUCCACCACCUUUGAAUUACUCCAUGUUGCUUAUAUUCCACUGUAACUUGGUCUGUUUGGACCAGGCCUCUGAUGCCUUCUGAACAGCACCUCGUUUUCUCAGCCCUCGACAAAGAACUAACAUUUUUAUUCUUAAUAAGGCUGGGCAGCUGGAGAGGCCUUGGCAUUUGCUGCUGCCCUCGAAAUCACAAACCCUCCGUCAUCCAGAGGCACCGUCCUUGCGGCCUCUUCCAGUCAGGCAGGGCCAACCGGCAACAGGAAGGGAAAUGAAUCAUCGGUGCUUCAGGUGUGUCUGAAAAGCAAACGGGAGCAUGGCCAGUGGGUGGCCCCAAAUUUCAGUGGCCAGCAAACCAACGGAACGGGAACAAACAGGCCUCUGUGUGCCUUCAGGCUGAGCUCACGGCCUGGCAUCUCCCUAGAGGCAGGGGCUGCCUCCAUUUCCCACCCUUUCCUGCUGAUAAACCUUUGUGCAUUUGGUGGCUAAAUUUGGACGGCCAGUGUGGUGUAUCAGACUGAGACCUGGGAGAUCAGGGUUCAAAUGUGCACUUGGCAAUGAGGCUCAUGGAGCGACCCAGAAGCCUCUCACUGCCUCUCAGCCCGACCUCCCUCGCAGGGUUGUUGUGGGGAUUCAGUGAGGAGAGGGAGGGCCAGGUGUGCUACCUUGAGCUCCGUGGAGGAAAAGGUGGCAUAGGAAUGGAAUGAAAACAUCAUCAUAAUAACUAAUAAUAAAUAAUUUUGCAUUCUUGCCAUAUCAAGAAUUAUAAUAAGGUUUUAAUUCAGUGUUUUGUUAUCCCUGGAGGGCAGCAGACAUAGCAGGAAGUCCUGUGUCUUUCCACAACAAAUUUCUCCUGUAGUUUAGAGCAUCAGAAGAGGCUGCUGGAUCAGGCCAAUGGCGCAUCUAGUCCAGCAUCCGGUUCUCACAGGGGCCAACCAGACCAAUUCACAUAUUGCUUUGAAAAUAUUAUAUUUUAUAUAUUGUAAAGGAUCUUGGCUGCAUGCAAUAAACUUGUCUUAACUUGACUAUUUCCUUCCCCCCAAGCCAGCGUGGCCAGAGGUUGCUGGUGAUGGAGAUGUGUGGCCCCACAGCCUCCAGAAGGGCAGAUACAGGUUCCCCAUUGCUGCCCUGGAGUUUUCCCAGGUUGCCCCCUAAGAAGAGAACUGCUUUUCCAAAACCUGCCAGACUCUGCAGAGAACCUGCUUCUCACUCUCAUUUCUUUGCUGCAUCAAGUCAUUGGAGGAUUUUACGCAGAGGUCGCGUGUCCACCUGUCAGGGAUUCUUCAGCUGUGAUUCCUGCUUUGCAGCAGUGAUGGACUAAAUGGCCCUUGGUAGUCCCUCCCAACUCUACAAUUCUGUGAUUCCAAGUCUCUCUUUCCCCUCUCUAGGUCCCCCCCCCCAAGCGUGAGGGCUUCCCAAGAGGUCCUUGGCUGUCCAUGGCAGGAGAUGCCCCUUUGGUCGGAUUCAGGGCUUAUUCUCAGGUUGUUUGCUCCUACGACAACCUUGCAUGGCGGGUUGCUUCUGACCUCUAGAAUUUGCCCCCUGCCCCCUCAUUGUUGGAAAGCUUGUGAAGGUGUAUCGAGUAAGAUCACACCUGCCAAAAGGAAAAGGUGCUUUGUUUUGCAGAACUGCUUCAUGGCACACUCAAAUGUGCAUUUUUUUUCAAGAAAAACUGGAGGGCUGUGUGAGAGAAGCCUUUUUGCUAAACUGGUGCUCCCCAGCUGAUUGGGGCGAUGGGAGUUGAAAAAGGCUGCUGCGGGGGGCUACAGCUUCUCCUCCUGUUCCAACACCCCUAAACAACACCCUGUGAAAAGGAGUGGGGAUCCCAGGCUGCCCCCACCCCAGAUGAGCAGAGCCCUUGGGCAAGUGGACUGGAUGGGAUUUGGCAGCCACCAAGUGUAAUGACAGGCUGCGUAAUGAGAAGUAUGCAAAGCCAGCCUCUCCCAUGGGAGAGCUUGUCAGACAAGGCUGCUGCCAAGUAGAAAAUCACAGGGGGAUGGUGGCUUUUGCAGGUCUCCCCCCGCCCCCCCCCCGCCCCACUUCCUUGUCCUGCCAGAACUUGGAGCAAAGGCUGCACAGAACUGCAUUUGCCUUGAUUACACGCGGAAGAGAAGAGGCAGAAGAAGGCUUGGCCCUUUCGCAGACGCCUUCACCUUUUAUUGUGACUGUCAGACUUGCGGCUCCAACUGUUGGAGGGCAAAACUCCUUCUCUCUCUUACCCCCCCCCCCCGGGGGGGGGAGAUUUCUAGUUAAAAUUGGUUAAAAUUAAAAGCACCACCUUGGAUUUUACUCUAGAGUGAAGUGUUUUGAACGCUCUGAAAGUGCUUUAUUAAUUCAUUGGAGGUUUUUAAGCAGAGGUUGGAUCGCCAUCUGUCAGGGAUUCUUCAGUUGAGAAUCCUGCAUUGCAGGGGGUUGAACUAGAUGACCCCUUGGGGUACCUUCCUACUAUUCUGUGAUUCUAAUUAUUUAGCCUGCUUCCUUUGCAGAAGUCUGGACCCAAAGCAUCAUCUAGUCCAACCCCCUGCAAUGCAGGAAUCACAACUAUUUCUAUUAUUAUUAGUAGUAGUAUCAUUGGUCACAUGUUGCUGAUUGGGGAGGCUUCCGGAGCUGGGGAGGCUGCCCGGGGGUGUUUGUGACGGCAGCUGCAAUACCUGGGAGUUGGCCUCUUUCAGCUCUGUGGGAGUGAGCCCUGAGCAGAGAUGUGUAGAGGUGCUCACUCCGUCUCAGAGCAUCCACCAGAGAACACAGGCUAGCAGCAGGUGGAUUGGGAAGAAAUGGUAGAUCUCUGGGCAACUUGCAGGAAGGAUUUAACAGCAUCAGCCUCAAAAUGACUUCCCCUGCUCCGGAUUAGGCUGGUGAAAUGAAGAGAGCUAAGCCAGAAGUUGACUCUGGUGGGAAAGGAUGGUAGGAUCAGUUCCUUUCUGGUCCUGAAAACAAAUCCCUGGGCUCAGAACCAGAGCUGGACUUUGGGCCUCAAAUGUGCCGCCCGCUGCCUCUCACACUUCAUUCUAAAUAGUGGUUGUGGUGCCUCCAAUACUUUGAGCCCAGUGCAACUGAGCUGGCCAUGCCCCCCUAAAUCUGCCUCUGUCAGAAUGUGCUCAGAGGCAGCCUUUUCUUCCUUAGCACACAAUUUGCUGUUCCAGAAAUCUUUGCCUUGGUGACAGAGCAGCUCAGGGCCCCCUGAAACUUCAAAUCCUCCUGCCUUUCUACAUCCCGAGGAAGCUGGACUUUGGGUGGGGUUGGGCUGGUGAAAGCUGCCCUUGUUUCCUUGCCCUGCUGGCGUCUGUGCCGUAGAGCAACCACAUCUGGGCGUGGGUAGGCUGGUGGCCAGCCCCACCGUCCUCCCCACAGUGCUCUUUGAAGCAGGCCCUGGUGGGGCGGCUGGCAGAUGGGACAGAGCAGCAGCAGCAGCAGCAGCAGCGUAGAGCUCCUCCAGCCUCCCUCCUUUCCCCAGUUCCUCCCCACAUCACUCUCCUGUGUGCCUGCGGAGCACAUCUGGCACAUGGAAAUUGUUGCCGUUUCAGCCCAGGAGGACGAGCGCCAGGCAAAUCCAGCUUCUUUGCACUCGAGAGCCCAAGGUGGGUGGUAUUUGGAACGCAAUUAGAGUUUCAGGUGGGAUGAGGAUUUGCACCCAGAGCCAGGUCUGAAGUUAGGCUGGGGUGGGGGGUCCUUGCCUUUGCAGGCAUCUUCCAGACCCUUUCUUGGCACAGGAGCACAGGAGCUGACUUUUCCUGAGUCAGACCCCUGGUGUCUACACUGACUGGUAGCAGCCCUCGGGGGUUUCAGGCAGCCAGUGGUCUUUGCCAUCGCUUCCUGAUCCCUUUCAGUGGUAAUGCCUGGGAUUGAACCCAGGCUCCUCUGCAUGCAAGGCAGGUGCUGCGCCACUGAGCUAUGGCCCUCGGCACGUUCAGCUUUCAUUUAAAACAGCCAAAGGAACCCAACACAGCAAGUUUCUAGUCCUCUUCGUUCUGGAGGCACAAACAGGUGUUGUUUUGCCCUAAUGGCUUGGUAAGAGUUAAAACUGCUUCCGCCACAGAGUUCCAAGGUGAUUGACAAGCCCUUGGUGCUGGGGGGGGGGGACUUCGCUGAAAGUUUUAAAAGUGAAAUCAAUUUAAUUUAAGCAGAUUAGUCUACCUGCAGUUGGCACUGCAGUUCCAUACAGAUUUACAGGCUCUCGCCCUCCCCCCAGUGUACACUUUUAGUAGAAAUGAUUUCAAGACAUUUUGGUGACUGUGGCAGAAAUCCCAUAGGGAUUCCGUAGGGACUACAGGAACUGACCCUUUGUUUCUUUUUUGAUGUAUCCAAAUUUUGCCAUUUGGGGCAUAGGCAGGACUAUGUUUGUCUGGAAUAUGUCUUCAAAAAAUGAAGACAAGGGAUUCCCUGAGCUUACAGAGUCCUUCCUAGGACCACGCUCCGCGCCCAACUGUCAUUACUAAAUAUGUGAGCACACAACAUGAAAGCUUGGAUGCGCUAAAGGUCAUUGGACACGGAUGUGAGGAUGCAGCUAGGAUUUCAACAGCUUGUCAAUGGGACAUAAGAAGAGGCAGAGGCCAUCUCGCCCAGCCUCCUGUUCUGACAGGAUUUGCCAAGGGCUUCCUGCGCUCCUCUGGUUUCCAGAGACGGUGGAGGCAGAGCCGAGCCAUGGUGGCUAACAGCCCUCGAUAGCCCUCUCCUCUUCUAAAGGCAUCCAGGCUGGUGUCCCCCGCAGCCUCCUGUGGGAGGGAGUUCCCCAGUUCAACUCUGCGCUGCAUGAAGAAGGACUUUCUUUUAUGUCCUGGCUGAAUCCUCCAACAUUCAGCUUCGUGGGAUGUCCAGGAGCUGUUAUUGGGGGGGGGGGGAAGCUUAUCACUCACUUUGUCUCUAAACUAAAAAGUCCCAAAUGCCGCAACCUUUCUUCAUAGGAUCCUUUUAGUGGCCCUUUUCUGAACCUUGAAAAGCUUGAGAAAUCUGCAUUUGGCUGUGUAAUAUAUAUAUAAAACUUAUGGACUUUGGCUAAUUUGGGGGAAAAUGCACACAAGCCGCACAUUUCCAGGGGGGUGGAGAACCCACAAGACUUUGGACUUAGAUGUCCCACACUCUACAUCCGGAUGUCUCAAUUUACCAUAUUUUUUGCUCUAUAAGACUCACUUUUUCCCUCCUAAAAAGUAAGGGGAAAUGUGUGUGCGUCUUAUGGAGCGAAUGCAGGCUGCGCAGCUAUCCCAGAAGCCAGAACAGCAAGAGGGAUUGCUGCUUUCACUGCGCAGUGAUCCCUCUUGCUGUUCUGGCUUCUGAGAUUCAGAAUAUUUUUUUCCUUGUUUUCCUCCUCCAAAAACUAGGUGCGUCUUGGGGUCUGGUGCGUCUUAUAGAGCGAAAAAUACGGUAUAUUGACAUGCCACCUUUUCUUUCUCUUAUUAUUUAUUGCUUGCUUGCUUUGUAUAUACCGUAUGACAUAAUCUCCUGCUAUUGCCCUUUUGGGUUGUUAACAAUGUUAAGAAAGAUUUGCAAAAAUUGUGGCACGCUCCCUUCUGUUCUGUAUUUUAUUCCAUUCCUUUUCCCUCUCCCAGACCAGGUGUGACCCUCUCUGCCCCUCGCCACAGCCCUCAUGGCAAAUCUGGAAGACGCGGCCCACGCCAGCCCCAGCGAGUCUGCCGAGAGUCCGAGUGAGGAGCUUUCCCCACAGAACGACUCCUUCCCACUCUCCUCACUGGCCAACCUCUUUGAGAAUGAGGAGGGAGCCCCCUUGGCCGAGGCUGCGCGAAGCCCCCCAGGAGCCGGGGAUGGAAAGCAGAACCUCCGGAUGAAAUUCCACGGGGCUUUCCGCAAGGGUGUUCCGAACCCCAUGGACCUGCUGGAGUCCACCAUCUAUGAGUCUUCGGUCGUGCCAGGACCCAAGAAAGCCCCCAUGGACUCCCUCUUUGACUACGGCACUUACCGCCAUCACCCGAGUGACAACAAGCGGAGGCGCAAGAAGGCCCUGGAGUGAGUAUGGCGGCUGGUCCGGCUGGAUGGUGGCGUCUUCUUGGGCUGCAAAGGGGCUGGGAGCUGAACUCCCUUGGCUGGUGCUGGGUCGGGGCAAGCCGUUCAGCCUCAGAAUAUAGAAUGUAGGAUGCAGAACUGCAGGGGUGGAAGGGAGCCGAAGGGCCAUCUAGUCCAGGACUCCUGCAAUACAGGGGUCACAGCUAAAGAAUCCGUGACCGGUGGACAGCCAAGCUCUGCUUAGAAACCUCCAAGGAAGGAGUCUCCACAGCCUCCUGAGGGAGCCCAUUCCAUUUUUUUAAAAAAAUAAUAUUUAUUAGAGUUUCAAAGAAGUUACAAAAAAGAGAAAAGGAAAAAGAAAAAGAAAAGAAAGAAAAGAGAGAAAAGAGAGCAGAAAAUACAAAAUACAAAAAAGUAUAUACAAUUAAAAACAUUUCCAUCUUUCCGUGUCUUAUCUUUCAUUAACUUGUUUCCCUGACCUCCUCACACCUCCCUUUUUUGUAUUCUAGUUCAGUUAAAUAUUUCAGCAAAUCCUUUCCGCUUGGUUUUUAUCCUAAUAAUUUAUCUUAGUGUACUUAUAAUUUUACAUUCUCGUUUCACCACUUAAAAAAUCAAUUUUUACCUAAUCUUUUAUAUUAUUUCUGCUAAAACCACAUUGCUUCAUUCCAAUAUCCUUCUAGCAUUCCUGGAUCUUGCAAUGUUUCUGUAAAUAAAUUUUAAAUUUUUUCCAAUCUUCUUCCACCAACUCUUCACCUUGGUCUCAGAUUCUGCCAGUCAUUUCCGCCAGUUCCAUAUAGUCCAUUACUUUCAUCUGCCAUUCUUCCCGAGUGGGUAAAUCUUGUGUCUUCCAGUAUUUUGCGAUGAGUAUUCUUGCUGCUGUUGUUGCAUACAUAAAAAAAGUUCUAUCCUUCUUUGGCACCAAUUGGCCAACCAUGCCCAGGAGAAAGGCCUCUGGUUUCUUCAAGAAGGUAUAUUUAUAUACCUUUUUCAUUUCAUUAUAGAUCAUCUCCCAGAAAGCCUUAAUCCUUGGGCACGUCCACCAAAGGUGAAAGAAUGUACCUUCAGUCUCUUUACAUUUCCAACAUUUAUUAUCGGGCAAAUGAUAGAUUUUUGCAAGCUUGACUGGUGUUAUGUACCACCUAUAUAUCAUUUUCAUUAUAUUCUCUCUAAGGCAUUACAUGCCGUAAACUUGAUACCUGUGGUCCACAACUGUUCCCACUCAGCCAUCAUGAUGUUAUGUCCAACAUCUUGAGCCCAUUUAAUCAUAACUGAUUUCACCGUUUCAUCCUGAGUAUUCCAUUUCAACAGCAAGUUAUACAUUCUCGACAGAUUCUUAGUUUUUGGAUCUAACAAUUCUGUUUCCAAUUUUGAUUUCUCCACCUGAAACCCAAUUUUCUUAUCCAAAUUAUAAACCUCCAUUAUUUGAUAAUAAUGAAGCCAAUCCGGUACUUUGUUUUUUAGUUUUUCAAAGCUCUGCAGCUUUAAUCUGUCUCCUUCUUGUUCCAAUAUCUCCCAAUAUUUCGGCCAAUUGGCCUCCAUAUUGAGCUUUUUCAGAGCCUUAGCUUCCAAUGGUGACAACCACCUAGGAGUUUUAUUUUCAAGCAGAUCCUUGUAUCUUAUCCAAACAUUAAACAAAGCUUUCCUGACAAUAUGGUUUUUAAAUGCUUUAUGUGCUUUGACCUUAUCAUACCACAGAUAUGCAUGCCACCCAAAUACGUUAUUAAAACCUUCUAAAUCCAAGAUGUCUGUGUUCUCAAGAAGCAGCCAUUCUUUCAGCCAGCAAAAUGCGGCUGAUUCAUAGUAAAGUUUGAGGUCUGGCAGGGCAAAUCCACCUCUUUCUUUUAUAUCAGUUAAUAUUUUGAAUUUUAUUCUGGGCUUCUUGCCCUGCCAGACAAAUCUAGAAAUAUCUCUCUGCCACUUCUUGAAACAGUCCAUUUUGUCCAAAAUUUGCAUUGAUUGAAAGCCCAUUCCAUUGUCAAACGGCUCUUACUGUCAGAAUGUUCUGCAUAAUGUUAAGCUUUAGUUCUUCCUAAUAUUUAGUCAGAAUCUCCUUUCAUCUGUAGAAUAUAUCCCAAAGAACAUUUUUUUAAAACCCAGAAAAGGGGAGCAGUCAGAAAAAAGCGUAAUGAUGAUUCACCCUUCACCAGCAGGUCUCAGGACGAGUUAAAAAGAGGGUCUGUAGGGAAGGAGCUGGGCUGACCUGAGUCCUUUACAGCUUUAAACACAAACACCUUGAUUUGGGCCCAGAAACAAACUGGGGUUGUACAAAAUCUAAAGGGAACCCCGGCCAGUAAUCUGGCUGCUGAGCAACAACUAUAUGCUGCCCCUGGGAGCUUACACUGAAGGGUGGCUCUUAAAUUAUUAUUAUUGUUCUUCUAUUCUUAUUAAAUUUGUAUACCCCCCUCCUUCUGAAGAUCACAGGGUGGUUCACAACAUAAAAAUACAAACAGAGUAUCUGUAAUGUCUGAAAAGUCUGUCCUGGGUAUGAGAUGCAUAAUUUCUAAGGAAGAUCCCUGAAGUUCUGUUUUCCGUCUGGACCUUCCCACUUUUUGCAGUUAAUUUCCUGAACAAGUUGAAAAUUGGGGGUGGGAGGAAGGGAGUGAGGAAUGACUGCUAACACAGUUUUGAAACACCACUAGAAAACAAGCAUUUUGCAGGAUUCACCACGAAAGGGCAUUUUUGCAAGACUGUUUCUCCAAAUGAAUGCCUUGGGUGGUGGGAUAAAUUCCCAUGGGGGCCAUUUAUCACCUAAGCAAACAAUUGGCAGAGUGUAGGCUCUGGUGGGACGUAUUGCAAAAGGAAGUGUGUGCACUGACUUGGCAGGACAUCAAAUUCAGGAUGAAAAAGGGUGUUUCAUUCCCCCCUCCUUCAAAUUCUGACACUAAAAAUGUAUCCUGUUGUGAGGUCAUUUUGGUAACAGAGGGAAAAAAGCAAGAGGGAGAAUUGGUUUUAGGAAGCGAUACUGGAGCCCACAAGAGUUGGUCCCUGUAAUUGGUGAUGUGAUGAUUCCUCCAGGCGGCUGUGUUGCCUGCUACCUCUGAGGCUUGUUUGGCCCAGAGCACACGGAGGUUUGCUCACCAGCUUGCUCCAUCCCCAGGAAGAAACCCCCCAGCACCAAGGGGCCUGCCCCCCACCCGCCCCCCAUCCUCAAGGUGUUCAACCGGCCCAUCCUCUUCGACGUCGUCUCCCGGGGCUCCACUGCUGACCUGGAUGGGCUCCUGCCCUUCCUGCUGACCCACAAGAAGCGCCUGACAGACGAGGAGUUUCGAGGUGAGGGGGACGAGAGGCAGGGGCACCCAUGGGUGAAGGAGGGUGUUGAGCAGCCAGUGGCUGAGAUGUGCUCCCUGGGCAGGGGACCUUUAGCUGGCAUGAAUUCUGCAAAUGCAGACUUACUUCUUUAGCCUGACGAGGGCUGAAUCUACACUGACCUGUUUAAUGUUAUUAGGAUGAAAUUAGAUAUAUCAUUCUAAAAUGUCACAGGGCAUAUGGGUAAAUUAAAAGCAUUUCAUAUCUUGUUUUCUCCAUAAAAACACAGUUUUCCUACUGUCUGUUCUUGGUUCCUCUGCAGCGCCCUCUGGUGUCUCAUUUUAAUAAUGCAUUAUGAAUGUUACAAGCAGAAUGUAAUGUGUCCAUCUGUGUUACGAAAACCAAUCCUUAACCCUUCCUUAACAUGAUAAACCAUGAGUGUAGAUCAGCCCCAGGCAAGGGAACGGAAAGGGGGGCAGCAGGGUAUCCCUGUCCUUGAGGUACACGUGGCAGGAUUGUUUAUUUUAUUGCAUUUCAUAGAAUCCCAGGAUUGUAGUGUUGAAAGGCACCCAAAGGGUCCCUUGUCGAAUUGCCCGCGAGGCAGGGACUCGUAUCCCCCUGUGUUCUCCAAGGAGCUCAAGGUGGCUCUUCUCCCCCUCCUUGUGCGGUGUGUCUGGGCGAGAGGCAGUGACGGACACCCAAGGCCACCCAGGGAGCUUCAUGACCAAGCGGAGGUUUUGAACCCGGGUCCCUGGGUCCUCGACUGACAUGGCAGCACACUGGCUCUUUCCCGCCUACUGGAUGCUGGGAGUCUUGCUCAGUUCUCCUCCUCCGCUUGAGAUGGGCAGGAGCUUUUCCAGAGCAUGGCUGGCAUUUCAAAUAUCAAUUGUGGAUUGUGUUGUGGAGGCUCCUCGUGCUUUGGUUCCUGUAGCCCAACAGGUUGGCCAGGUUUUUGUUUUGUUUUUUUAAUUGUUUCAAAAUCUGCUUGGCCACAGACUACAGUGGGGCAGAAGACGUCUGUGUGUCUGUGCCUGCCUUUAGAAGCGAAGACACUUCCCCUGUUUAUGCAGGUUUUUUGUUUUGUUUUAAAAAACCUUUCUCCAGCAGCGGGGGGGGGGGGGGGAGAAAGAGACCCAACCUACUAGAUCAUGGCUCCUAGCCCCCUGGCAGUCUGAGGCGGCGGACGCUAGGAAUGCCACUUGCGGAAGGCGCAGGAGGGCAGAGAUGCUCUUGCGCUCCGCUGCUGCUGCUGCUGCUUGGGGGCUUCCCAUUGGGGGCAUCCUGGUGGCCACUGUGGGCCCCCAGUGGCCGCACCAGCCAGGGCUUCCAUGCUGUUCUUAGAGCAUUCCAGUGAGAUUUCCUCAGGUGGAUCAGAAUUCUUAAAAAGCAAAACGAUUGACAAAUACCUUGUCGUGCUGUUUAAUCCCUUGCUCUCACUCAGCUCACUUCACAGCCACAGUCCGUCCUGAGCCCAAGAUUCUGUCCAGCUUUAGGUUUCUCUCUUUAAAUAUAAGCUGUAGAAAGCAGCUUUAAAACACAAAAAUAUGGCUCAGAAUGCACUUAAUUGCUCGUGCCCAGCAUUAUUGAUGAUGUGCAGCCAUUAUUGAUGAUGUGCUCAGUGCAUAGGGGAGCAUGCAGAAGAGAGGGGGAAUGGACCUCAGUUUGUCAGCAGAGGGUGAUGCAAAUGCACAUAUAGAACCAUAGAAUUGUAGAGCUGGAAUUGUAGAGUCCGACCCCCUGCAAUGCAGAAAUCACAGCUAAAGAAUCCCUGAUGGAUAGCUAUCCCACCUCUGUUUGAAAACCUCCUAGGGAGACCAUUCCACUGUCAAAUGGCUCUUACUGCUAGAAAGCGACUGGAGAGUGUCUACAGUUCCUGAUGAGGGUUGGAGAGACCUGGGUUCAAAACCCCCACUCAGACUCAAAGGUUGCUAGGUGAACUUGGGCCAGCCACUGUCUCUCAGACUACCUCACAGGUCUGUUGUGAAGUUAAAAAUAGAAGGUGGGGGGGUAACAACAUACACUGCCCUGAGCUCCUUGGUGAAACGUUGAGAGGCGAACAUUUUAAAGUAGUAAUUGCUGAGCUCCUUGUCUGUGAUGCAACAUCCUGCUCUGUGCAUCCCUCCCUGCUCCCACCCCAGAGCCCUCCACUGGCAAGACCUGCCUCCCCAAAGCCCUGCUGAACCUCAACAAUGGCAAGAACGACACCAUCCCAUUCCUGCUGGACAUCGCGGAGAAGACAGGCAGCACGCGGGAGUUCAUCAACUCGCCCUUCCGGGAUGUCUACUACCGAGGUGGGAGGGGGACUCUGGCAGGAGCAGUUUGGGGGGGGAAGGCAGCUGCUCCAAGGUGGGGCACUGGGCACCGUGCCUGGCGACUGCGGUGAGCUUGGCCUCAAUCCCACCUUGAAAUGAUUGUCCAAGGGGCCUCAGUCCCAUCCUUGAGUCCUGGUCAAGCCAGUUCUCUACAGGCUCCUUUCCCCCAUCUUUUUACUUUGGUUCUGCUAUCCAAGGAGAGUGGGAAAGAGCUGAAUGCCCAGCCCUGAGAUUCCGCCAGGCACUUCUUCCUGGGUUUCUCAGUCCUGAGGGCCAGAAACUUGUUUGUUUGUUUUUAAAUGAACACCAUUAUUAUUACAGUGGUUCCUUGGGUUACAGACGCUUCAGGUUACACACACUUCAGGUUACAGACUCCGCUAACCCAGAAAUAGUGCUUCAGGUUAAGAACUUUGCUUCAGGAUGAGAACAGAAAUCGUGCUCCGGCGGCGCGGCGGCAGCUGGAGGCCCCAUUAGCUAAAGUGGUGCUUCAGGUUAAGAACAGUUUCAGGUUAAGAACGGACCUCCAGAACAAAUUAAGCACUUAACCCGAGGUACCACUGUAUUUAUUAAAUUUAUCAAUCACUUUUCUUGCCACAGAAACUCAAACCGACUUAUAAUAUUUUAAGCAAAAAACAAGCACAUAUAUACAUUAAAGCCAGCAUCAAAAAACAAACUCCAGUCUACGCUAAAACAUCCCACCCAUGCAGGAAGGCCUGAUGAAAGAGGAAUGCCUUGGCCUGGCACUUAAAGAUUUGUAAUGAUGGCGCCAGGCAAGCCUCCCCAGGGAGAGCAUUCUGCAAGGAGGGAGCAACCACUGAAAAGACCCCGUUCUUGUCUUGCCACACGGAGCAGGGCCUCAGGUGAUGAGCACAGGCUCUGGGCUGGUUUGCAUGAGCUGAGCUGGUCCUUGAGGUACUGGGGUACUGAACCAUAUAAACAAAGGCAGGGGGGUCACACCUCAUGCUCCACCCACUUUCCCCUCUGGCCACACCUACCGCUGGCAGGCGAGAUUCCAAGUGAGCUGAAUUGACCAGGCAGUGGCACUCUGGUCUGAUUUAUGGCGGAAUCGCAAGAAAACAUGUUAGAGGGGCCACAGGCUUGGCAGCGACUAGAUGGGAGAUUGGCUGGCAAGCCUAGUGGUGAAGCCUAGUGGCUUAUGCCUGAAUGGUGGUUCGGGUUGUGUGUCCCCUCCAGGCCAGACUGCACUGCACAUUGCGAUUGAGCGGCGCUGCAAGCACUACGUGGAGCUGCUGGUGGAGAAGGGGGCAGACGUCCACGCACAAGCCCGGGGGCGCUUCUUCCAACCCAAGGAUGAGGGCGGCUACUUCUACUUCGGUGAGCGGGACAGGGAAGCCUCGAGAUCCCUCCGUGGGGUCUGUCCUGAUUCUCUGCCAGUAGCCGCUGCUGCUGCCGCCUCAUGAAUGUUGUUCUUUUUUCAAAAGCGUAUAAAAGAGGAGCUUGCAAUCUGAUUCUUUUUCCAGCAGAGAACACAACAGAGGAGGAGAGAAAGGCAUGGCAGAAUGAGGAGAACAAACCACACCUACAGAUGUUGUAGGUUUGGUUAACUGGAGAUGGAGGUGCAUUUGGGUGCCUGGAGACAGGAGAUCUGGAGGCAGACAGGGGCACUGAGGAGGACAAGUUUUGCCAUGGGCACAUUUGGAUUUUUUGUUUUUUUAAAAAAAUGAUAUUUAUUAAAGUUUCAAAGAAAAGAUUAUAUAGAUAAAAAGAAAAGAAAAAGAAAAAGAAAUCAAAAAGAAAAAAUACAAAAUACAGAAAAAAGAUAGAAAAAAACACUUAAAAAAAAACACAUCGAUCUUUCCAGAACUUACAUUUCAUUACCUUACUUCCCUGACUUCCUCACACCUCCCUUUUUUGUAUUCCCGUUCUAUUUAGUUAAUUCAGCAAUUCCUUUCCCUCUUUGUUUUUGUCUUAAUCCUUUAACUUAAUAUAUUAUAACUUUGAAUUCUCAUCUGUUAACAAUCCAUUUUUACAUACACCUUUAUAACAUUGCUGCUAAGACCACUUAAUUUCAUUCUGACAUCAUUCUAAAUUAAUUUUGUAGUAUUUCUGUAAAUAAUCUUUAAAUUUCUUCCAAUCUUCUUCCACCGACUCUUCUCCCUGGUCUCGGAUUCUGCCAGUCAUUUCCGCCAGUUCCAUAUAGUCCAUCACCAUCAUCUGCCAUUCUUCCAGAGUGGGUAAAUCUUGUGUCUUCCAAUACUUUGCAAUAAGUAUUCUUGCUGCUGUUGUGGCAUACAUAAAGAAAAUUCUGUCCUUCUUUGGCACCAAUUGGCCGACCAUGCCCAGGAGAAAGGCCUCUGGUUUCUUCAAGAAGGUAUAUUUAUAUACCUUUUCAUUUCAUUAUAGAUCAUCUCCCAGAAAGCCUUAAUCCUUGGGCAAGUCCACCAAAGGUGAAAGAAUGUACCUUCAGUCUCUUUACAUUUCCAACAUUUAUUAUCGGGCAAAUGAUAGAUUUUUGCAAGCUUAACUGGUGUCAUGUACCACCUGUAUAUCAUUUUCAUAAUAUUCUCUCUUAAGGCAUUACAUGCCGUAAACUUCAUACCUGUGGUCCAUAACUGUUCCCAGUCAGCAAACAUAAUAUUAUGUCCAACGUCUUGUGCCCACUUAAUCAUAGCAGAUUUCACCGUUUCAUCCUGAGUAUUCCAUUUCAACAGCAAGUUAUACAUCUUUGAUAAAAUCUUAGUUUUGGGUUCUAACAGUUCUGUUUCUAAUUUUGAUUUUUCCACCUGGAAGCCAAUUUUCUUGUCCAAAUUGUAUGCCUCCAUUAUCUGAUAAUAAUGAAGCCAAUCUCGCACUUUGUUUUGUAGUUUCUCAAAACUCUGCAGUUUCAAUCUAUCUCCCUCUUGUUCCAAAAUUUCCCAAUAUUUCGGCCAUUUGGCCUCCAUAUUGAGCUUUUUCUGAGCUUUCGCUUCCAUCGGUGACAGCCACCUUGGGGUUUUAUUUUCCAGUAGGUCUUUAUAUCUUAUCCAGACAUUAAACAAUGCUUUCCUGACAAUAUGAUUUUUAAAUGCUUUAUGUGCUUUGACCUUAUCAUACCACAAAUAUGCAUGCCAUCCAAAUACAUUAUUAAAACCUUCUAAGUCCAAAAUGUCUGUGUUUUCAAGAAGCAGCCAUUCUUUCAGCCAGCAAAAAGCUGCUGAUUCAUAAUAAAGUUUAAGGUCUGGCAGGGCAAAUCCACCUCUUUCCUUUGCAUCCGUUAGUAUUUUAAAUUUUAUUCUAGGCUUCUUGCCCUGCCAGACAAAUCUAGAGAUAUCUCUCUGCCACUUCUUGAAGCAAUCCAUUUUGUCCAAAAUUUGCAAUGUUUGAAAGAGAAAUAACAUUCUAGGCAAUACAUUCAUUUUUAUCGCAGCAAUACGGCCUAGCAGUGAAAGCUUCAAAUUUGACCAAAUUUCUAAGUCUUUUUUCACUUCAGCCCAGCAUUUUUCAUAAUUGUCUUUAAAUAGAUUCCCAUUUUUAGCUGUCAUGUUAAUCCCCAGGUAUUUCACUUUCUUAACCACUGUUAGACCUGUCUCAUUCUGAAACCUCUCUCUCUUAAUCGCAGUUAAGUUUUUCUCUAAGACCUUUGUUUUUAACUUAUUCAAUUUAAAUCCUGCAACCUGACCAAAUUCUUGAAUCAGUUCCAAAACCCUUUUAGUACUAGAUUCUGGCUCCUGUAAUGUCAAUACUAAGUCAUCUGCAAAUGCUCUCAAUUUGUACUGUUUAGCUCCGACUUGUAUACCUUUAACCAAUUGGUCCCUUCUAAUCAUAUUCAGCAGGACCUCCAGGACCGAUAUAAAAAGCAAUGGGGAGAUUGGGCAACCUUGUCGUGUCCCUUUUUCUAUCUUAAAUUCCUCCGUCACCACGUUAUUUACAAUUAAUUUAGCCUUUUGUUCUGAAUAAAUUACACUUAUACUGUUUUCAAAGCCUUGGCCUACCCCCAUCCCCUGUAGGUUCUUCUUCAUGAAACUCCAAGAAAUAUUGUCAAAGGCUUUCUCCGCGUCCACAAAUAUCAGAACUGCCUUGAUAUUUAUAUUCACUUGUAAUUUUUCUAAAAUGUUGAUUAUAUUUCUCACAUUAUCAGGCACAUUUGGAUUUUAAGCAAGUGCCAUUGGAUCCGUCAACUAGGGAACUCCCUGCCAGCGGAGUCGGUGACGGCCACCAACUUGGAUGGCUGUGAAAGGGGAUUAGACACAUUCUUGGAGGAGGCGAUGGCUCUUGAUGGCUCCUAGACCCAGUGGCUCUGCUCUGCCUCCACAGCUGGAGCCAGCGCCAGCGCCAGCCAUGCUUCUCCAUAGCAGUGGGCAGGGGGCUCUUGUCCUUGGGUCCAGAAGAGGCAUCUGGUCGGCCACUGUGAGGACAAGUGCUGGCCCAGAUGAGCCUCCUUUGGCUGGUCCAGCAGACUCUGCUGAUGCUCUUGUGUUUAGGAGUGGGAAGAUCACCCUCUCACCACCAAGGGAGCAAAGGGAAUGAUUUCAGAAGAUUUGUGGGUGUCAGGGAAAGACCUCAAGUGCGCCCUUGUAAGCAUUCAAGGAGGGGGUGCAUUCAGUGAGUGAGAAUUUUAAGAAACAGGCAUCCCCCCCCCAUAAAAGUCAGUUGGCUCUUGCAAGAGUGGCGGAGCCUCUGUGCAUUGCAACACCCAAAGGCCAGGGGUCCCUUUUCCACCCAGGCUUUGUGGAGACACAUCCAUCCAGCAGCCCUGGAAGCAGAGUGCUCUGUGACUGAUUUGGUUGUCUUUCUCUUUUCCAUAUAAAGGUAAAGGGACCCCUGACCAUUAGGUCCAGUCAUGACCGACUCUGGGCUUGCGGCGCUCAUCUCGCUUUAUUGGCCGAGGGAGCCGGUGAACAGCUUCCAGGUCAUGUGGCCAGCAUGACUAAGCCGUUUCUGGCGAACCAGAGCAGCACACGUAAACGCCAUUUACCUUCCCGCCAGAGCGGUACCUAUUUAUCUACUUGCACUAUGACGUGCUUUCUAACUGCUAGGUUGGCAGGAGCAGGGACCGAGCAAUGGGAGCUCACCCCGACGUGGGGAUUCGAACCGCCGACCUUCUGAUCGGCAAGUCCUAGGCUCUGUGGUUUAACCCACAGCGCCACCCGCGUCCAACCUCUUUUCCAUAGAAUCAUACAAUUAUAAGAAGGGGAAGGGGGACUUCCCAAUUAUAAGAGGUUGGAAGGGGGACCCUAAGGGUCGUCUAGCCCAAACCCUGCAGUGCGGGAGUCACUGCUAAAGAAUUGCUGACCAACAGUCACCCAACCUCUGUUAAAAAGCUUCCAAGGAAGGAGAGCCCACCCUUUCUGGGGGGGGUCUGUUCCACUGUGCAACAGUCUGACCACCAGAAAGUUAUUCCUAACGGCUUGUCGGAAUCUCCUUUCUUGUCAUUGGACUCUGUUGGCUCAGGGAGCUCUGGAGCUGCUCUGGAGCAGCAGAAAACCAGCUUGCUCCAUCUUCCGUCUUCCAUCUUCCCUCUUUCUUUCCGCCUUCCUGCCCAGGUGAGCUGCCCCUCUCCUUGGCGGCUUGCACCAACCAGCCGCACAUCGUCCACUACCUGACGGAGAACGCCCACAAGCAGGCCGACCUGCGGCGCCAGGACUCUCGUGGCAACACGGUGCUCCACGCCCUGGUGGCCAUCGCAGACAACACUCGUGAGAACACCAAGUUUGUCACCAAGAUGUAUGACCUGCUCCUCAUCAAAUGCGCCAAGCUCUUCCCAGACACCAACCUGGAGGCUCUGCUGAACAACGACGGUCUGUCGCCGCUGAUGAUGGCUGCCAAGACGGGCAAGAUUGGGGUGAGAUCCCUCCCCGGGGGGGGGGGGGAGCUGUUUGGAAAAAACCCAGCCCUGUUGGCCCAAGGCCCGGGGGCAAACCGGGUGCUCCAGGGCGAACAACCUCACAGGGUUGUUGUGAGGAUAGGAAUGUAAGAAGCGGCCGCUUUGGAACUGCCUGACUCUGGAUUCCAGCAGGCAUCUCACGCCACUCUUUUCAGCUCCUGACAAAAAUAUUUGUGUUUAGACAAGUCUCCUUGGAUAUGGGGAAUGUUGACAUCUGGUUUGUUUGUUUUUUAGCUUAUCACUGAUUUUAAUUACUUUUUGAAUAUUUAAAUCUGCUGUAUUUAAAUCCUUUUCCUGUUAAUUUUUUUGUUUCAUUCUUUUUGUAAACCACUUUGAGGGUUUGCUUUGACAGUCAUGGGGUAUAUAACUUUUAUGAAAUAAAUAAAUUAAAUUAAAAUAAUCAUGGGGGGAGCCAUGCCUAAAGUCCUGAGCGACUUAGAGGGUGUAGGGAGGAGUCAUGCUCCACAAGGGAGCAGGUGGGCUGCCCAGGCAGCAUCUCUAGGGAAGAGGAGCAUCUGAGCGGGCGGGUGACACAAAGGGGCCUCUUUCGGCCAGAGACCGUGGGGAGUCUCUGCCUUCCACCCCAGGCACCCUUCAAGCACAAUUCCCAUCAGCCCUAGCUGUCAUGUGACCGGGGGCAGGACUUGUUGUGUGGCUGCUCUUGUUCUCUAGAACAGCAUCCCUGUCGAGGCAGGACAGGCUCCCACUUUCUGGAAACAGCUGAAGACAUUUUUCUUCCAACUGGCUUUCCCAGCUGAUUGCCAUCCAUAGCUUUCUCUCCCAUGGAUUUUCCCACUCCCCUUCCAAAGCCACCGUGGUCUCCUGCAGAAGCGAGCUCCAGAGCUUAACUAUGCACUGCAUGGUGAAGGAGCCCUUUCUUUCACUGUCCUGAAUCUUCCGUUUCAGGCCCCAGAGGAUGUCCUGCAAUUGGGGUGCCUUUCCACGUUGGUGGACAUGGCUGCCUCCUGCAGAAGGGAGUUCCGCAGUUCAGCUCUGCGCUGCGAGGGGAGGGCCUUCCCGUCAUCUGCCUGACCCGGCUCCCCCCUUGUCUUGCAGACCUUCCAGCACAUCAUCCGGCGGGAGAUCAAGGACGAAGACGCUCGGCACCUCUCCCGCAAGUUCAAGGACUGGGCCUAUGGCCCUGUCUACUCCUCCCUCUACGACCUCUCCUCGCUGGACACGUGUGGGGAGGAGGUCUCCGUGCUGGAGAUCCUGGUGUACAACAGCAAGAUGGAGGUGGGCAGAGAAGGAAGCUGCAGAUCAAGGCAGCUUGGGUUGGCGGUGCUGGGCCUUUGAUGGGGCAAGCGGGGGCUGCUGCCAUCUUUAUUCACCGGGCCCCUCUCCCCGCAGAACCGCCACGAGAUGUUGGCCGUGGAGCCCAUCAACGAGCUGCUUCGGGACAAGUGGCGGAAGUUUGGGGCCGUUUCAUUCUACAUCAGCGUGGUCUCCUACCUCUGUGCCAUGAUCAUCUUCACCAUGGUGGCCUACUACCGCCCCCUGGAGGGCACUGUGAGUACUGCACCCACUCCACCAUGGAGCUCACGAAGGCUGCCGAGCUGGGCAGAGUGGCUGUGAUUUAAAUUAGGGUUCUGAGGUUUGGGGCGCAGCCUCCCAUUUUCAGUUCCCAUGAUGCCCUAGCAAAAAACUUCUGUGCUGUGCUGGGGCUGGUAAGAGAUUGGUAAACGUACGGAGAUUUGCUUUGAUCCUCUCAGGCAUUUGAACAUGUUAAAUAAUGAGGAACCCGUGACUUAUCAGCUUCCCUUAUUUAUACCCAGAACUUCAGUCUGGCAAUUCCGCAAGAAAAGUAGUGAUUGGGAGUGAAAAAGCCCUGCAUUUCAGGGGGAUGGACUAGGGGACCUUUGGGUUUCCUUCGAAGUCUACAAUUCCAUCAUUCUAUGAGUCUAUAAUCUCUAAAUGCUUCUUUAACUUGGAGCGGGGGAAGUAUUGGAGUUGAGUGAAAUGGAGGAAGCCCCUCAGGCUUAAGGGAGGCAAGCAACGGGCUCCUAAUUGGCCUUGCUAAUUAAACACCCUAGUUUAGUGCAGCAGCUCCAGCACAGAGAGACAUGGGUUCAAAGGGACGGGGAGGGUGUGUAUGUGUGUGACUUACCUCACAAGUUUGUAAGUUCCCUGGAGAGGGUCAAGCUCAGGAUAGAUAAAUAAAUCACCAAUGAGUAAACUCUCACUUAUAAAACAAGUCUGUAUUAGACAUUGUAUCUAUGGACAGGGAAAGAAUGGCACCUCCGGGUUCAAAGACAAUCCACCUCCAUUGAUUAGACACUUGGGAUUGAGAGUGAGGCAGGGGGAGCUGUUUCCAUCACAUGAGCAUCACAAAAGCCACCUUCCUAUCUCAAGGGCUGUCCCAGGGAAGAGGGAGGGAGAUCACUUUCUCCUGCUCUGGAGGGGGGGUGUGUGUGCUCAAACCAAUGGCUUCAAGUUACAAGAAAGGAGAUUCAGACUAAGCAUUAAGGAGGGUAAGAGCUGAUCAAGAGUGGAACAGACUCCCUUGGAAGGCGGAGGACUCUCCUUCCUUGGAGGUUUCUAAGCAAAGGUUGGGUGGCCAGAGAUUCUUUAGCUGAGAUUCCUGCAUUGCAGGGGGUUGGACUUGAUGACCCCAUGAGUCCCUUCCAUCACCUUAUGACCUUCCCAGAGGUGCUCUUUACCCAGCUGCUGUUGGGAAGGCAACAUGCUGAAGCUGGCCAUCCCGUUGGAGCGUGGCCAUUGCUGCGUGCUUAGCAGGUGUCUUUCGGCACAGCCUCUCAGCAAUGUCUCUUCCCCUCUGUAGCCCCCGUACCCGUACACCACCACCACCGACUAUCUGCGACUCGCCGGGGAGAUUGUCACACUCUUCACGGGCGUCCUCUUCUUCUUCACCAACGUAAGUAUGAGCCGUGCGUUACUUGGCAAAGGGGUCUCCUCCUCCUCCUUUCCCCCACCGUUGCCCCCUUCUUCCUCGCCAAUUUAGCAGAUGUGUUUUUCUUUUUCCCUUUUUGUGGGCUCCUCCUGCCAUUCUGUGGCCUGAUUACAGAGCUUGCAGGCCACAUUCUCAUCAUACUUUUAAAGUGCUUUGAUACUGCUUUAAGCAGUCAUGGCUUCUCCCAGAGAAUUCUGGGAGCUGUAGUUGCUGAGUGGUGAGCAAGUCCCUGUUCCCCCUCAAAGGCCUACAAUUCUCAGAGAUCCCUGGGAAGAAGGAUUGACAGUUAAGCCUCUGUGGAAAUGGUAGCUCUGUGGGGCGGGAAGUAGGGGUCCCUCUUUAGCCAUGACUGUUUGCAGGGCUGCCAGAGUGCUUUACUUUCAUGGUGUGCAUAAAAGGUAAAGGUAAAGGGACCCCUGACCAUUAGGUCCAGCUGUGACCGACUCUGGGGUUGCGGCGCUCAUCUCGCUUUAUUGGCUGAGGGAGCCGGCGUACAGCUUCUGGGUCAUGUGUCCAGCUCUGGCGAACCAGAGCAGCGCACGGAAACGCCGUUUACCUUCCCGCCGGAGCGGUACCUAUUUAUGUACUUGCACUUUGACGUGCUUUCUAACUGCUAGGUUGGCAGGAGCAGGGACCAAGCAAUGGGAGCUCACCCCGCCGCGGGAAUUCAAACCGACGACCUUCUGAUCGGCAAGUCCAGGGCUUGGUGGUGUAAUCCACAGUGCCACCUUGUCACGGUGUGCAUAGGAUUUAUCAAAUCACACUCAGUCUUGCGCACCAUGCAUGCUUGCACUGGGGCACCUGGCUGGCCCCUGCAAAGGGGCCUUGCUUGGAUCUGAGGAUGAUAAUGUAGCUUUGGUUCUUAACAAAGUUGCAGGACUGAAGGAACAAAGGUUACAUCCACACCAUGCGUUUAAAGCUCUGUGGUACUACUUUAAACAGUCCUGGUUUACCUGGCGCACCCUUUUUUUUUCUUAAGGAAAAACAAAGUUAACCUCUUUUGUCUCACUUUGGUGUGAUUUUAUUGAAUAUAUAAAAAGAAAAUUUGCAUUUGUCUCUUCCACAAAUCUGUCAAAAAAUCUGGAAUAAGUAACUUGCUUGGUUGAUACAUUUCUUGAUGUGAUAGAGAGCCUUUUAUUCUUUCAGUCCUACGUUCAUGUUUCUGUGUCUCUGGCGUCUCCUGUGGGCCACGUUGCUUGAGCUCUCAUUUCUUAGGAUGUUUCUUUCCACUUACCUGUCUGUAUCUCAUCGCAAACAUCCAGAUAACCAGCUUUAUCUUUUCUUCUUGUGAAUAUAACAUCCCCUGCCAACCUUGGUUUGGGCUGGUUUAAUUUAUAUGCUUUUGACUCAUGAAGUUCCAAUUUGGUUUUUGGGUUAUAUGGUAAAAGUCAACAAAGACACUCUGCCCCCCCCCCCAGCCACCCAUUCAUGGCUUCCCCCAAAGAAUUCUGGGAGCUGUAGUCUGUUAAGGGUGCUGAGAGUUGUGUGGAGACCCCAGUUCCUUUCCUAGAGCUACAAUUCCCAGAGUUCCCUGGGAAGAGAGUUGGGUGGCUAAGCUCAGAUGGGUGGAAGUUGCUGUGCAAAAUGUCCAGAGGGCAAUCAGGUGGACGAAGGCUGGACUAAAAAUGCCAAGUUCCUUGAGUAGCUUCUGCCUCUUCUCCAUUGUGGACAUUUUGUCUUCUCUUCCUCCCCAGAUAAAAGACCUCUUCAUGAAGAAGUGCCCCGGGGUGAAUUCUUUCUUCAUUGAUGGCUCCUUUCAGUUACUCUAGUAAGUAAAAGAAGGAAACCAGAGUGCAGCAGAAUCAAAUUUGCGGCCUGUGUGUGGCCCCCGACAGGUCAACCAGGGGCAAAUGUGGCCCUCAGGCCAAAAGGCUAGCCACCCCUGCAUUUAAGAGUGUGGGGGCCCCUUUGCCACACAUUCCAGGGCAUCUGCUGGGGUGCUUUCUGGCUCCCCCCUCAAUUCAUUUGGGGGAGGGAGCCAGAAAAGACGUCCAAUGCACAUUUAAAGCACAUGACUUUCCCCAAAGACUCCUGGGGGUGGUGGUUUGCUAAGGGGACUGGCAGAUUGCAGCUCUGCCAGGGGUUAAACAACUGUUCCCACAAUUCUUGCAUGGGAGGGGUAGCAUGUGCUUUAAAUGCACAUUAGAUGUGCUUGAAAACUAAGGUGUGAAUCUGCCCAUAGAUUUUGGAAGCCCUUCUGGGUGAGGCUACCUGGUGGUUGCAGUGUUGCCCCGCUGCUCCCCACCUGUCCACCCCUGACUGGGCUUUGAUGCUUCUUGCCUCCAGCUUCAUCUACUCGGUCCUGGUGUUAGUGGCAGCUGCCCUGUACCUGGCAGGCAUCGAAGCCUACCUGGCUGUCAUGGUCUUUGCCCUGGUCUUGGGCUGGAUGAAUGCCCUCUACUUCACCCGCGGCCUCAAGCUGACUGGCACAUACAGCAUCAUGAUCCAGAAGGUGAGCCAAAGCAGAGCGCAGUGUCCGGGGCCUGUGAGGACCUUGGGCUGGAGGAGGUCUGGCCGGUCAUUUGAAGGUGGGUGAAAAGCUGAAGGGACUGUGGGAUGCCUGAGGGUUUUGACCAGCAAGGCUGCAUUCAUGUGUGCUUAUCCUUGCAAAACCAACUUCUCAUGGUUUCUUAGAAACAAGGUUGUGCUAACUUUGUCAUCCCUCUAAAAGCUUCAGCAGAGCACCCUGUCAAUCUGCUCAGAAGAGUGUGUGGCUGAUGGGGUCUUCUCUGGGGCAACCGUCUUGCCUUAGUAAACAGAGUCUCAAACAAACUUUAUCCUAAGGGCUCUGUGAAGCCUUGGUCCCCCCCCCCCCCCACUCUGGGCAGUGCUGAACUCUGCAGCGCAGGGGCUGGCAUGAUCCUCAGAACCUGAAGCUCCCCCAGCGUUGCUGGAGAACAAGAGUGGAGCGCCCCCCACCCUGCGCUUGCUUGACAGGGGGGACCAAAGAAACCUCUGUACAUGCCCUGUGUUCAGAUAUACAGCUGCUGAUUCCUGGAGGUUAAGGACUUGAGGGUCGCUCCCUGGUUCGACUGAUGGUGUCAAGCAGCUGUUUUGGUCCCCAAGUUGUGGAACACUUGUGGAAUGUGGGGUGUUGCCACCACCCCUCCAAUCGUUCAAGAUUCGCUCUGGUUCCUUGCUGCAAACGUUCCUUCAGAUCAGAAGCGGGAACCCUUUUUAGCCCAGGGGCCACUUUCCCUUCUGGACAGCCUCCCAAGGGCCGCUUAGCAGUGAUGGGUGGGGCUGGAGGCGGAAGUGGGGAGAGCAACAAAUGCAAUUUUUAUCUUCCGUUUCUACACAUGCUCCCAUGCCCCCCUCCCUCCUGGCAAGCAAGGGGCUUGACCAGAGGUCAAAGACACAUUCCAGGCAGGCAUUUGGGGCCAGUGAAAGGUGUGCCCUGGGGAGGGUUCUGAGGGCCAGACAGAGCAGCACAGAGGGCCAGAUUUUGGCCCCCCAGGGCCUGCCAACAUCUCUGGCCAUAGCCAAGAGGCAGUUUCCAGGUGUGCUUUACUGCCUAUGCAACAGGUGAGCACAUCCCAGUCAGGAAGGAACACAGGGGUGUGAAUCAGGGCCGAAGGGAGCGGCACUGAAGGACACAUUUGUCCUUGAAUUUCCUCACUCUGGCUUCAGACUGUUAGAUGGCUAAUGUGGGGCUCACCCCAGAAGCAGCUGCCUUGAGCCUUUGCCUGCAAACGUUCAGCCUGGUAUGUUGAGUGGCUGCCUUCCCUCUCUGGUUGCAGAUCCUGUUCAAGGACCUUUUCCGCUUCCUGCUGGUCUAUGUGCUUUUCAUGAUUGGCUACGCGUCUGGUAAGAUGGCUGCCCUUUUCGGAGUGCUGGUUUCUGGGCUCCUUGGUUUUCCUAGAUUUGAAAAUCUGUGUCCUGCUGCUCAGCUGAGCAAGCUCCUCACAUACCUGCAAAGUUUGAAACGGGCAUCGCCAAGGCUUUUCUUGGGCAGCAACAUUCCUUGACACAAAUAGUGUUGGAUUUUGAGGUUUUCAAAAACAGCCUCCAAGGUGUAAAAGAUGCUGACUCUGACAAGCUGCUCUAGGGCGCUUCCAAAUGUUUAUUAGUGAGACUUGGACAUCAAGCAAUAAAUUAGCACACAAAUUAAAACAAAUCAAUUACAAUUUGGAAACCACAAAACUCAAAACAGCAAAUCUAACAAGUCUGGUUAGCAGCAAAACAGAAAGAACAUUUCAGUCACCCAACCACAUUCCUGAACAGCCAAGUUGCGACUGCUUUUCCUGAAUGAACUUACUCACCCAGGCAGAUGCUGGUUUGUUUUAAAAAUAUUUAUUUAUUGAAUAGUUAUGAAAUACAAAUUAAAAAUGAAAUGAAAUGAGACAGAUGCAAAGGGUGAGUUACUGAUGUUGGAGUUUUGAAGCAGUUAUAACAACCUUAUAACUUCCUUCCUCUGUAUUUUAUGGAGUUUUGAAAUGGAGAGAUAACUCAGAAUGUCCAUUGUCUUGUCCAGUGGUUCCCAAAGAGGGGUCUCCUGCCCACUGGGGGGCCGUGGGAUUUCCUAGGGGUGCUAAGAUGUCAGUCGUGGAGUAUCCUCCCCUCCCCCAGCAGCCUCAGAGGCAAGAAGAACACACAGUUCGUAUUUUAUGGUUUUUUAUUCAGUCAUCUGGUUGCAAGACAGAGGAUCCAUGUCUCCACGCAUAGGAGACGUUGGCUUCUCUGAGUCCCUCUUCUUCUGUCUCCCACAACAUCCUGGAAACCUACGGGAAGUCGCAGGAGUCACAUUCCCGCAUUUUCUGUUCUUGAAUGCAGAGGGACUGGCGAGCCCUUGGACCAGGAGGGGCUCCCAGACUCUCCAGGGAGGUCUCUGCUGUCUGCUCUCUAACCCCCCCCAUCUUGUAACUAGGGAUUUUCUCAUUCAUCUGUACAUCAACCUGUCUCCCUCUCCUCCUGAAACUGCUGGAGACACAGGGUCGAAACGCCCCACUCCUCCUCCUCCUCUUCUGAGAGGAGCCGAUCAGACGAGGCCUCACUUCCCAUUCCUCCUGUUCAGUCCAGUCCCUGACAUAAGAGGCACGCAGGCAGCAGGGGGCGCUGGAGGCGUAAGCUGCCAUCACUGUAGCAAGUCCAUCAAUUUAUUGACGUAAUUAAACAAAAUAGUUUUUAAUGGAUUUUGAAUAAAGGCGCAACUAAUUGUUGUGGUUUGGGGUUUUAUUUUGUUAAUACCUUCCUUGGAGGGUCGUGCAACCCGCUAUACUGAAUAAUGCUUUCUAUAUGGUAAGGUAGGGGUGCUGGGGACAAGUUUAUGGAAUUAAGGGGAGAGCCACUGGGAUAGAGUAUAUCGGGGUGGGGGGCAGACUUAGCCUUUACAAUUGUAUAGUAAACAAACACUCUCCAUAUUUUCCCAAAUGAGUCCUUUUUCUUCUGCACUCUGGUCACCCUCAGGAUUGUGUUGCAUUGCCACAUUUUGGUCGAUAUUUAAAAUCAUUUGGAGAAGCAUUUUUAAAAAUGGUCCUGUUCAAAAGAAGUGGGAUGACCUAGUGUUGCUAUUUUCUGCCCACCUAAAGCUGAGAUUUGAAUUUUGCGUGCUCAAUAGAGUGAAUUUUCAUGCUCAAAUUGGUUGAAUUUUUUCUGGCGCUCAGUCGGCAGGCAGGUUUAAUUCCUAUAGAUAAACAUUUGGAGUUUAAUGACAGGCUUGGUAUUUUUAAACCUUGUUUCUCCCCCCUCCCAGCUUCUAAAUCCAACAAUAUUUAAAACUAGAAGCACUGCUGUAAAAAAAUAUUCAAAGAAGGGACAACACCACUUUGGGUGCCUUCAGACAUUGUGAAUAUUGUGCAAAUUUUCCUGAGGUUAGAACUCCUGCCCUGUUUUCUGAUUAGCCUUCUGCACGGCAUGCCUGUUGCUGUGAACUAUGGCUUUGUGACCAAUAUGUGCUAAAUUUCAUUCAUGCUGGGGGGGGGGGGAGGCCCGACAAUCGGCGCCAUUUUGGUUUUUUGCUGGAAUCAAAUAACACAUUAGUUUUCUGGCAGUGGCUUUUACAUCAUGUGAAUGCCCAAAUCUGAGGCAGAAAUUGAGCAGUUAGGAAAACUUCAGGAAAAUGGGAGGUGGUGUGGCGCAGUGGUUAGAGUGUUGGGAUCGGACCUGGGAGACCAGAGUUCGAAUCCCCACUUGGCCAUGAAGCUCACUGGGUGACUCUCAUCCUCACCUACCUCACAGGAUUGUUGAGGGAGUUAAAGGAGGAGGAGACCCGUGCACCUUGAGCUCCUUGGAGAAAAAAAGGUGGAAUAUAAAUUCAGUGAUGAAAUGACAAUAAGAAUAAAAUGGACUAAACUGUCCUAUGAAUGCAGCUUUUGAAGUGUGACUGUAUUUGGGACUGUUUAGCCUUGACACCACGUUCUCAUCCAGAGGAAGGCGACGUGGUGCCCUCCGGAUCAUUUAGACUCCAGCUCCCAUCAGCCCCAGCCAGCCAAAUGGCCAGGGCUCAGUGUGCAGCACCCAGAGGGCCCCUGGAUGGUAACUCCUGGCCUGGCCGCUCUCCCAGGGAGACUCCCUUGGCUAGUGCAAGUGCUCAGUGCCUCCUUGGCUUUCCUGCAGCGCUGGUCUCCCUGCUGAACCCCUGCCCCAGCAGCGAGGCCUGCAACGAGGAGCGCUCCAACUGCACAGCCCCUGCCUACCCUUCCUGCCGGGACAGCAAGACCUUCAGCAAUUUCCUCCUGGACCUCUUCAAGCUGACCAUCGGAAUGGGGGACCUGGAGAUGAUUGAGAACGCCAAGUACCCUGGGGUCUUUGUCAUCCUCCUUGUCACCUACAUCAUCCUCACCUUCGUCCUUUUGCUGAACAUGCUGAUCGCCCUCAUGGGGGAGACCGUGGGGCAGGUGUCCAAGGAGAGCAAGCAGAUCUGGAAGCUGCAGGUAGGCGAGUUGCGCGGUGGGCUUGCAAAGGGCCCAGAACACACCUUGAUGCUCUGGAACCGCCCCUGUGCUCGUGAAUGCAAUGCAAUUUAACUGUCUUGAACUGUUCUGAAUUCUAAGCUGCUGUAACCCACCCUGGAAUCUGCUAGUGAAGGGCAGGUAACAAAUGUAAUAAAUGAUAAUAAUAGGUUGAAGUUUCAUAGCACGGGAAUGGGACGCUUGCAUCUCUUCCAGUGCUUCUAGACUUGAACUCCCGUCCUGCUUGAUUGGGGCAGAGAGGACUCCCGCAAGAGGGUCGCCGGUUCCCCAUUCAGAUCUAAAUUAAAGCCUGGACAAAACCCAGUUGUAAGGGAGUGGCUUAGUAAAAGGCAGUGCACUGUCAAAACAAUACAAGAAAUCACAGGUUUGCAAUGCGGGAUUCCUUUAUCAUUUCUUGGAAAAAAUUAGUAUGAUUUGAGAAAUUUAGAGCUUUAUAGUGUAGGCAAAAGUUGUAGAAGACAUUAUGGUGGGGAUUUGUUGCUGAUGUUUGUUUUUUGCUGUUUUCAUGAAUAGUAUGAAAUUGAGUUUGAAUAAGGUUGAUUCCAACAAAUGGACUUUCUCGUGUGGUUUGGCUUCAUGCUAAGAUGACCUCAGCAUUGGUAGCAUCCAAAAAGGCUGCAGAGGCAAUAGAUCACUUCCGACAACAUAGUUUUGACUUGCUGUAAUUCAAAUACUCAAAAAAAUAAUUAAACAAGUUCUUUGCAUCAAGUGGGUUGCCUGAAUUGCCCUUGGAUUAGCCUGAGGGUGUCAUCCUGACAUCUGGAUCAGUAGAGCCACUGAAACCCGGUCAGGAGUGGACUCUCAUACUUCUCCUGACUUCUCUGCUUGCAGUGGGCGACCACCAUUCUGGAUAUUGAAAGGUUCUUCCCCGUGUUUGUCAGGAAAGCCUUCCGCUCAGGAGAGAUGGUCACCGUUGGGAAGUCCUUGGAUGGGACGCCGGACCGGAGGUGGUGUUUCAGGUAAGGGCGAGAGUCCCCAUGGGAGAGGGAGACGUUGACUAAAUGCUUUCCAUUUCUGGAUUAGGCCCUUGAGCCAGAGUUGUCUGUUGGAAAUUCUGCGCCAGUCUGGGUGACAAACCAAAUUUUGCCCCAAGGAAAACCUCCCCCCACCUGGGGUGUCAGCAGGCAUUGCCCGUGCCCUCCCAACCACCCAUGAGGACUAGGCACUUGAGAUACUCAGGGAACUGCAUCCUGGAUUAGGGUUACAUUUUCUGCACUCCUACAGGCCCACAGGUGCACCUAGUGCUAUUUUUCUAGAAAAAGAGGCACCAGAACUUGCCACGAACGCCUCCCUUGUUCUCUUAGAAUGGCAAUGGUGCCCCCUUGAGAGGUGCCAGAACUGAGUUCUGGUCAGUUCCGGCUGAAAAAAGCCUCGGGUGCACCCAUUCUGACACACACAGCCUUCCUUUUUGCCUCAGCAAAUGCUGCGGGUUCUGGACGCUUUGCAGAAAGCCAUACAUCAGCAGAGAGAGAUCUUUCCAACAUUUAGAAGGUGCUCUCCAAAAUGGAAUCUUUUUUCUUUUUUGUAUUCUGCCCUAUAAUUUUAAGACCAGGGCAGGCAAUGCCUGUUUUAAAUUAGACAGCGCUCCCAAACAGUUGAGCAGGGAGUCCUAGUCCAGCACUCUAACCACUCUAUAGCACUGUCCAGGUCUGCUAAACCAGGUCUGCUAAACAUUUCAGACCGCCCAGGAUGACCUCUCUCUCUCCGCUCCCCCUGCCAAUACCUCAAAUGCCACAAUGCUUCCUUCCUAGAGUGGACGAGGUGAACUGGUCUCACUGGAACCAGAACUUGGGCAUCAUCAAUGAGGACCCCGGCAAGAGCGACACCUACCAGUACUAUGGCUUUUCCCACACAGUGGGCCGCCUCCGCAGAGGUAGGUGCUGCUGAUUGCAGGGGGGGGGCUGGAGGGGUCACGGGUUGGGGGCAUUCUGGAAGCAGGCGCUGUCAGCUUGCUCACAGGAGAGUGGGGUGCUUCUAGAGUCUGGACGGAGGAACCUGCUCCCGCAAGAGGCAGCAAUGCCCCCCCCCACUUGGAUGGCUUCAAAAGAGGACAGGACAAAUUCAUGGAAGAGGAUGAGGCUUCCAGCGGCUGCGCUGACUCUGCAGUUGGAGGCAGGAAGGAUUCCCGAUGCCAGUUGCUGGAGAUGAGGGUUAAAGAGGCUCUGGCAGCUGGAUGGGGGAUGUGAUCCACUGCUUUGCCAUCCUGGAGCCCUGUAGCAGAUCUGGGUGGUUGGGAGUUGUAGUUCUAAAUACCUGGAAGGCACCAGGUUGGUAGAAACAGCGAAAGUGUUGCUGGGGGGAUGAAGAAGUCCAGAGGCAGCUGUCCUGCCCCAAAUCAGAGGCACUUGGUGCUGGAGGCUGUGCAGAACCCAGGGAGGGGGCUGGGCAGGCUUCCUUUCUCUGCCCAAGUGGAACGGUGGAGGCCAAGCCUCCUUUGUGGGGAACGGCUGAGGGAUUUGGGAAGGUUUUGCCUGGAAAAGAGGAGAUUGAAAGAAGGACAGGAUAGGAUAGCUGCCUUCAAUCAUCUGAAGAGCCGUCACCUAGAAGAUGGAGCCUACUUGUCUUCUCCUGCUCCAGAGGGUGGGAUCCAAACCAAUGCGCUCAAAUGGCAAAGUGGGAGAUCCCAACGAAACAUUAGGGAGAACUUUCUGACAGUGAGAGCUGUUGGACAGUGGAAUGGACAACCUCGGACUCUCCUUCCCUGGAGGUGUUUAAGCAGAGAUUGGAUGGCCACCUGUCAUGUAUGAUCUAGUUGAGAUUCCUGCAUUGAGAGGAUUGGACUAACCCUACAGUGUUAUGAUUCUGUGAUUCUUUUUCUCUCCCUGUAGAUCGGUGGUCCACCGUGGUGCCGCGGGUGGUGGAGCUGAACAAGAACUCGCAGCCAGAUGAGGUGGUGGUUCCCCUGGACAGCAUGCGCUCCCCUGCGGCAAAUGAGCACAAGCCCAGCUACCCCCAGAGCUGGAGAAAGGAGGACUCCCACAUCUAAUGGAUGCACAAGGAGCAGGGGCAGAGGGAGCUGGUCUCAAGAAGCUGCCCAGCCUCUUUGCCACUGCAAGCGCUUGGCGGGCACAGCACCGCUUGGACCCCGUGUGGAGGGAGUUUCCUCUUGCUCCUGCACCUUCACGCGAGGGUCCCGCUUGUAGUCUGCAGAAUGUGGCCCACCUGCCUCCUCCAGAGCAGCGUGCAGGGGGAGGAGCCUUCCCCAGGUUAUCAACUUGAGGUGGACAGCAGAGGCACAUCUUUAUGGGUUUGCUUUUGAACACAAAAAACAGAGUUGUCACAAUACCAAAUUAUGCGCCAGUGGGUGGAAGCUGCAGAGGCUGGUGACUGGGAACAUCAUCCUGUGCGGUCAGACUACGAGCUCCAUGGCACUGACGUUACAGGAGGCUGGGUGGCGACAGUGACUCUUGCGGGGGCUGCCUGAAGUGGCCAGUGACUCCUGGAGUGGCUCUUUGCGUCCAAGCGGGCUCUAAAUUCAGGGUUAACUUCUGUGAUGCUGAGCCGGGGCAAAUGGCCCAAGGGCUGCUGCAUUUCUUACUCCAAAUAGUUUUAUUUUGCACAAGGUUUUAUCUGAUUAUUUAUUUAGUAAUAAAAGCCAAAGUAUGUCAGCUGCCCCUCCUUGUCUUGCCUGGUGGAGAGAGUGGGGUGCAAGCGUGCAACAGGCAGGGAGUCUGCCGGGUCACUGUGAGCAAGUCACACGGCUGCAUCUCACCCCAUGUUGGGCCCCUCAGCCCCUUCCCAAGGAGGCCUCUUUCUCCCUCUCAGCUGCUCAGUUUGCACAGAAAACCCAAAGUUUCUUUGUGCCAUUUUUUAUCCAGAGACACUGUUCUUCCAAAUAGAUCUGUUUAGUCUGCCCCCCCACAACAGCUGCUGAGUUUGUGAGCAGCACAAUCAUGUGGUCCUAUGCUUAGAAAUAGUGCAGGGGUUGUGUGUGCCAGGGAUGGGGAGCCUGCGGCCCUCCAGAUGUUGUUGGACUCCCAACUCCAAUGGUCAGGGAUGGUGGACGUUGCAGUCCAUCAACAUCAGGAGGCCUACAGGCUUCCUCGUCCGCAUUCUGGACUUUGGGACCCUGCCUGGUAAAAAGCCUCUGCUAAAACAAUGCAGUUCUGAGGUGGUUGAAUCUAGCAAGACCUGCACCACCCUGGUCCAGCUGAUGGGGUGGUGGGGCUCAGCUGCCUGCUGCCAUUCCCAGAAUCAGAAUACUAGAAUCAGAGAAUGGUGGCGUUAGAAGGGCCCCAGGGGUCAUCUAGUCCAACUCCCUGCAAUACAGGACAUCACAGCUAAAGAAUCCCUGACAGACGGCCAUCAAACAUCUGCUUAAAAACCUCCAAGGAAGGAGAGUCCUCCACCUUCCCAGGGAGUCUGUUCCACUCUUGAACAGCUCUUACUCUCCUUAAUGCUUAGUCAGAAUCUCCUUUCUUGUAAGUGGAUUCCAUUGGUUUGGAUCCUCCCCUCCAGAGCAGGGGAAAACAAGCUUGCACCCCCUUCCAUGUGGCAGCUAUGCAGAUGGUUGAAGGUGGCCCCCUUCUCCAGGCUGAACAUGCCCAACUCCCUCAACCGUUGGCAAAAUUAUUUGGCGAAACUGUAGUUUUAGUUUUGUCACAGGAUUUGCAGGCGGAGGUGCCUCUCCUAGUUCAGCCUGCAUAGCAGCUUUAGUUAAAGGGCAACAAAUGGGCAGGAAAAAAUAACCCCACAUCCAAGUGGGAGGGGGCAGUCUGGCAUCCAUGGUGUACAGUGAAGUUUUAAAAUCACAUCUAGGGCAGAAGAAGACAUUACCCUUAGCAGCUCACAGCAAAGCCUCUGCAUUGCUAUGGAGGGGGGGG
Messenger RNA from Podarcis lilfordi (Lilford's wall lizard), 46164 nucleotides. The record is from the annotation of a GenBank genome assembly. NCBI's taxonomy places the organism in Eukaryota, Metazoa, Chordata, Lepidosauria, Squamata, Lacertidae.